Messenger RNA from Podarcis lilfordi (Lilford's wall lizard), 48652 nucleotides. Lineage: Eukaryota; Metazoa; Chordata; Lepidosauria; Squamata; Lacertidae. The record is from the annotation of a GenBank genome assembly.
CCCAAGCGACGGAAAGCGCGUUCGCGGCAGCCGAGGCAAAGGUCGGAGGGGCGUUUCGAGAGGCGGCCCAGCUUCGUUCCGUCCUUCUCCGCCGCAGGGCCCGCGCAGGCUCUUUAGCUGCCCUGCCGAACAUGGCUUUGCGCUGGGCUUUUGCACUAAGGCGCAAAGAGGCAGCCACGUCGCUGCUCCUUUGGCGCGGGGCGCAAGGAAGCUCUCCUCGCAGCCGGAGCAGCAGCGCUGCCGCCGUGGCCGGGUCCCCCUCCGGAGACCACCUAAUAUACACGCAGGAGCAUUUCGCCUUGAGGGAGUCUCUGAGAAAGGUAUUGCGGGCCGGGGCGCCUCGGCCUCACCGCCCGCCUCGCCUCUUCGUGUAGUUUUUUGUGUGCAGUGAAUUGGGCGCUGGAAUCCGCAGCCGCGGUGCCUUUUGAGUUCAAGGCGGCAUCCAGACCACGCAUUGAAAACAACACGGUACCGCUUUAAACCAGUCACGGCUUCCCCAACCCGCCCAAAGAAUUCUGGGAGAUGUAGUUUGUGAAGGGUCCCGAGAGUUCUUAGGCGACCCCCUGUUCUCAGAGAGCUACAAUUUUCAGAGUGGUUUAACAGUCAUUCUCUCUUCCUUGGGAACCCUGGGUGUUGUAGUUCUGGGAUCGGAUCAGGGGACUCCUAUAAUGCUCCAUUAACAGACUACAUUUUCCAGGAUUCCUUGGGGGGGCUACAUGACUGAUCAUGGUGCUUUCUAUGGUGCAGAUGUGGUUUUACUGUCACCGGCUGCAGACUCCCAUUUGGUGCUGUGAAAGCAGUGGGGCUUUUCCCCUGUCCUGGCAGCCUCUGCUCUUAGCUUCCAUCAGGCCCAGCCAACAUGGUCAAGAUCCAGGGAUGAUGGGAAUUGUAGUCCAGCAACUUCUGGAGGUCCCCACAUUGGCUAGAACAAUCUCCAUAGUGCAGGAUAGUAGCAUAACAGGCUAUCUACGCCUAGGGAAAUUGCACGGGUGUUUUAUUGAGUUUUUAAGUUGGGCUUUGUUCUGAAAAAGAAAAAGAAAGUACUGAAGCUGAACAGGGAUAACAUGAGGUAGCGAUGCUUUGUUCACAGUGCCACGCAGAUACCCUUUAAAAACCAAGCAAACUGUGGACCUAGGCGUGAAAGCAGCCAGGCUCUGGUGCAGGGUCCAGAACUAUAAGACAAAGGGUCAGUAGCUGGGGUAACUGAAAAUGCAAUGUGAAAUAUGUUCCUACUGCCAGCAUUCUGAGUAGCUGCUCUAGUACUGGCAUAAUUUGUAGAUGGGAUUAGAAACAAUUGGGAUAAUAGUUAUGGCUCAAAGGAGAAACUGAUUACUGAGCCCAGGGCGUGCUUUGGGAGUUGGUUUCAUUAAAAUCUACAAGAACUUUACAUUAUUUCAUUAAAUAGUAUUAACUAAUAUGUCAAGCAUUUGCAGUUACUAAUUUUUUUGUUUCCUAAUACUUCCAAAAGGUUGGGGAAUAGUAUUUAAUAGUAUUUUAACUCAGUAAUGACAGACCAGAAUGGCAAGGUUGUCAGACACAAAGCCAGAUUGGUUGCCAGAGGUUUUUCACAGGUACCAGGACAGGAUUACCACGAGACCUACUCACCCACCGUCAAGUAUGAGAGCAUUCGGCUGAUGCUCAAGAUAGCUGCAGAGGAGAAACUGCAUGUUUCCCAUCAUGACAUUAAUACAGCUUUUUUGUACAGGGUUUUGGGGGAGGAGCUGUUUAUGCUUCCACCUGAUGGAAUGCAGAUACAGAAGGGAAUGGUCUGUAAACUUCGGAAAUCCUUAUAUGGUCUCAAGCAGAGUGCCAGGUAUUGGAACACGAAACUCACUGAGACAUUGCUUUCUCUAGGUUUUCACCAGGGCAAAGCUGAUCCUUGUGUGUUUGUCAAGGAGGAGGGGCAAAACAAACUGUAUUGUUUAUGUUUUGUUGAUGAUCUUCUGAUGUUUUGGAAGAAUCAGGCUUUGUACCAAAGCACCCUAGCUCAGCUGAAGGAGCACUUUGACAUGCAGGAUCUUGGUGAGGUAUCCAACUAUCUUUCUCUGCAGGUGGAGAGGGACCAAGCAGGUAAUUUUCUGGUACACCAAACACAGAAAAUUGCUGAUGUAUUAACCAGGUUGAAUUUGGUUGAUGCAAACCCAGCAGACAGACCGAUGGUGACAGGUUACCAGGUAGAUAGUACUGCUGAAGCGUUUUCUGACACUACCCUAUACAGAUGCAUUCUAGGCAAGCUGAAUUUCAUUGCUAGAUGCUCAAGACCUGACAUAGCUGUAAGCACUAACCUGCUUAGCAGACAUGCUAAUAAUCCUACUGUUCAGGAUUGGAAAGCUCUGAAGCGCAUAGCCCUCUAUUUGAAAGGGACUUUGCACUACAGGCUGAGGUUCACCAGUCAGAAGACUGGAGGUCUUGAAAUCUUUGCAGAUGCAAGUUUUGGAAGUGACACCACGGAUGGUACAAGCACUUCUGGAGUAUGCUACAUGUACAACCACUGUCUGUUUGACUGGCUGUGCAAGAAGCAGACGACAGUGAGCCUAAGUUCCUGUGAAGCAGAACUCAAUGCUGUCAUUUUCACUCAUGGAUUGUGAAUGGUUGAUGCAACUGUUUAAGGACAUCAGAGUUUCUGUGAAAUGUCCUAUGCAAGUGUAUCAAGACAAUAGAUCCUGUUUGGCUUUGCUGAACUCUGAGAGUUGCAAGCAAAGAACCAAGUACUUGCAGAUUAAGCUGCAUCGUGCAAGAGAGUGUAUUCAGAAAGGACUCAUUCAGGUGUCCUACAUGCCAGGAAAUGAAAUUCCUGCUGAUCUGUUGUCUAAGGUUGUUAGCAGAGAACAACUUAAGGUUUAUGUACAAAGGUUGCAAUUGGGUUGAACCACAGGUACUACAGGUUACACAGAAAGGGGGAAGAUGUUAGGAUAUUUCCGUUCCACCUUAAAAGGGAGCAGGCUUUGUGAGUCAUAGAGUCUGCGUAUUUCCUGUUCACAGGAAGUUUAUGUUUUCUAUUGCUUUCGUUUCUCUCUCUGUAUCAGAGACACUGAAGCAGGCAGUCAUGUUUUUCUUUGUUCUGAUCAACGCGGAAUAAACUUGUAAAUAAUGCUCUCCUGCGUGCAUCUUUCGCUGUGCAUUAUCUGCUGAUAGAGCGUGCACCAGUUCUGGAAUGUGGCAGGCUAUUUCUGGAGCUCGUGUCACUAAUUGCAGAUACUGCGUGACUACGGGAGAUCAAUGGAUGUCCGGAGGCGGCUUGGGGGCCAUGAUGGACUUUGUCUCCCUGGCAGUAUCCCAACAAUAUGAUGGAAUCUUGGUCUCUUUCACCGAGUGGAAAAACUAGGUUUACAGGAAUAGUUCAUGUUUCAUGUUGUCUUUCCUCAGGUAUACUGUACUUUUGACCAGUGCACGAGCCAGGGUAAUCAUUUAGCUUCCUUCACUUCUUGCAAGCCUUUCAGCAAGCAUGCAAGAUUAGAGAUUUCUCAGGCUAUCUAGGGCAGCAGAUCUCAGACUCUGCAGCUAUUGAGGUGCAAGAGGGAGGUGUUGGCAUGCUCCAGAAACCUUGGCUAUGGCUUGUGGUUAGGGAGCUUACUGAGCCAAACCUUGGCUUAGCUCAGUGCAAUGCAGAAGUUAAAAAAAAGAAGAAAACAGACCAGGUAGGAGCAGAGCAGCUUUGAACUUCUAUCUGGGAACCUGCGUAGUCCCAGUGAGCCAUGGUUUGGCUUACUAUGAUAUGUGAAACAGGCCACUGUACCCUUUUCUGACUAAACUACAAUACUUCAGCCUCUCUGUGGAGGGAAAGAAACUCUUAAUUGUGCCAGAGGCAGGUCACAGAACACAUGUUUGAACUCUGAAUAAGCCUUUCUGCUUCAAUAAUACUUCAACCACAAUAAAUACUUUUUUUGGCUUGCCUCUUAGAACCUUCCUGUGGACAUUAGUGAAACACAAGGGAUGUUUAUUACUACUAUUGGCUGAAAUCAUUGUCCUCUUGUCUUAUCUUCCCUGCCCUUGCAAACUCAGAGAGGUGCUCUGCAAUCUUGUUUUGAUUGUGCUUCUCUGCUAAAUGAAAGAAUCAAAAAGUAUUUUAGAUUCCAAAAGAAGAAGAAGAAGAAGAAGAAGAAGAAGAAGAAGAAGAAGAAGAAAGGGGAGAUGAUAUGCUAGCAUUGUUAUUUUUGAAAAGCCACAGUCAACAAUAUUAAUCUUUGAGAAGGUCAGUGACGUUUAAAACACUGGUGUGUCCAAUUAGAGCAUGUAUUCUGGUUAAGCAAAGGAAUCCAGUAUUUGAGCUUCCCCUAGAAGGAGAUAAAGCAAGACUGGACAUGGUAGGAGUUGCUUUAGUUCACUUUGUUUCUGGUGAUUCCAUAAAUGUGUGACAUGAUUCACAUAGAUGGGACUGAGCUAAAAAUGGCUGGGGAAGGAAUGAUGUCGCCGCGUUUCCCCCCUUCCCGUCACCUCAAUCUGUCAGCACAACAAAGGCACAAAACAUGCAAGUACAUUUUACAUCCUUCUUAGACCCAAUCACAUUGUGGUAUUUGUGAUAUUUGAAGGAAUUGCUGUGACAUGUUUGAUGAUAGCAGGCUCACAAGCCUGUGAACAAUUGACUGUGGCAUGAGAAAGGGCCUUUUUGAUGGGUGGUGGAUGUGGGACAGAGGGGAUGGAACCCUCUGGCCUGGGAGGCUUAAAAAGACACCACAUUUAUACCCUGCCUUUCCUUGUAAGAGCUCAAAGUGGCAUACAAACUUCUCCCUCUCUUCACUUUAUCCUUGCAACAACCCUUUGAGGUAGGUUUGGCAAAGAGACAGUGAUUUGGCCCAAGGUCACCUAGUGGGCUUCAUGGCUGAGUGGGGAUUUGAACCCUGUUCUCCCAGGUGCUAGUCCAGCACUCUAACCACUACUCCACACUGGCUUUUCUUACGUGCCCACAUUAUAGAUGUACUGUCUUGCAAUCAAGACUGUACUAUCUUCUAUUCCUGGCUUGCUGUAGUACUUCAACAGAUUAUUCAGCUGCAUCAUGAUGAUUAUCUGAUUGUGUUUCAUUAUAUAUUGUUUUUACAUUUUGCUAGCUCUUUCGAAGGAUCAUACAAAUGGAAAGCAGCAUAUAACUUUUAAUAUAAAUAAAUAGUUUUAUGGGGAAAAGCCCAAGGAACCUGUCCUGAAGAGUAAAAGUUAUGAGAGAAAACCUAAGACCUCAGAGCAAUUCCCAAAAAGUGGAGAGGUUUUAUGGCAGGGGAAAUCUGCAGACAUUUGUGGCUAUCCAAGGCACUCUCUGGGUCAGAUUUACAACAGAGUACUCAUUCUCUAUAUAGUAUGGAAAUGCUGUGUUUUUGAAGGGACUAAACACAAUGGCUCAACAGCCCUGUUGCUUUUUCCAUUUAAUAAAUUAGGAUUAGGACUGCAGUUGCAGGUGAUUCCCUCUAAUUUAUGUGUAUGAUGGGCAACAGUGAGGUAUUUUUGUUUGUUUAGUCGUUUAGUCAUUUCCGACUCUUCGUGACCCCAUGGACCAGAGCACGCCAGGCACUCCUGUCUUCCACUGCCUCCCGCAGUUUGGUCAGACUCAUGUUUGUAGCUUCGAGAACACUGUCCAACCAUCUCGUCCUCUGUCAUCCCCUUCUCCUUGUUCCCUCCAUCUUUCCCAACAUCAGGGUCUUUUCCAGGGAGUCUUCUCUUCUCAUGAGGUGGCCAAAGUAUUGGAGCCUCAGCUUCAGGAUCUAAUAUGCAGCACCUGCAUAUUUAGGUGGAAAUCCUAUGCCCACUUAACCUGGAAGUAAGCCCUGUUGAAGUUAAUGGGACUUACUUCCAUGUAAAUAUAUGUAGGAUUAUACUGUUGGUUGGCAAGGGAAGCUUAAGGGGUUUGGUUUCCAUUGUUCUGAACGUGAAUAGGGAUGGUACUGUAAGCAGUUUUUAGUGUCUUCUAUUAGAAUUAUUCCCAGAUUUUAUAAUAAAUGAAAACAUGCUGUAUUGUGAAGUCAGUUCAAGAAAUUACUUUUAAAAGAUCCUUUUAAAGUGAUUAUCGUCUUGAUUAUUGGUAUAAGUAGCAAAAAUAGCCAUCGUCUCGCAGUCUUAAUAUUAGCUUUUAAAAUUGCCCUGUUAUCAUUAAAGAACUAUGUCUGGCUCUUUGCUCAUUCUUUGCUCCUACUAUCUUUCUCCUCAUUAAUUAAAGAGCAGUCUUCAUGAAUUAUUUUGUCAUGAGGCUAUGAGGAAGUCUUUCCCUUACUGUCUCCCGCUGGCAUUAUAGGCACUGUUAAUAUAAUAACUCAAAUGUGCUCUAUUUAUUAGGUCCCAAAAUGUAAUUAAGCACCAUACUGGUCGUAUUAAUAUAUACAGGAGCUAAAGUGGAUAUCACAGUUAUGGAUAAUACUUAAGGGAUUAAUUAAUUAGGCUACAUCUGCAUCUUAGAGCUAAAGCACUCUUAUUCUACUUUAACAGUCACAGUUUCCCUCGAAGAAUUCUGGGAAAUGUGGCUUUUUAAGGGUGCUGAGAGUUGUUGAGCGAUUUCUGUUCCUCUCACAGACAUACAAUUCCUAGAGAUUUAUGGGAAAGAGGAUUGAUUGUUAAACCACUCUUGAAAAUAAAUUCUGUCUACAGUUAGUAGUACCUAAUUUUGGACAAGAGACUUGUAAAAAAAGUUGUUGCUUUUAAUUUCCAUUGCAACCUAAAAACUGACCUUUAAUCAAUUACUAAGGUCACCAGACUCUGUAUUUUAAAAUCUUUCUCAGAUGAUUUUAAAGUCUUGCACAGAUGACCCCAUGCUUGGCUUAUGAUCAAGGGAAGAUUUCAUUAAGGCCCACUAAGUAACUCCUGCCAACCUAGCAGUUCGAAAGCACGUCAAAGUGCAAGUAAAUAAAUACGUAUUGCUCUGGCAGGAAGGUAAAUGGUGUUUCCGUGUGCUGCUCUGGUUUGCCAGAAGCGGCUUAGUCAUGCUGGCCACAUGACCCGGAAAAACUGUCUGCAGACAAACGCCAGCUCCCUCGGCCAGUAAAGCGAGAUGAGCGCCGCAACCCCAGAGUCGUCCGCGACUAGACUUAACUGUCAGGGGUCCUUUACCUUAACCUUUUAAGUAACUUGUAAUAGAGAUGUAGGGCAAUUGGUAUUCAGCUGUCUUUACUAUUUUAUCUUAAUUGUUAUUUGAAACGUUGGACAGAAAUGAAAUAUAAAAACCAUGCAUAUCCAUGUCUUGUUCCUUCUACAACUAAAGGAAGCCGAUCUAGUAGGCAUGGUUUUCCCCCACAGAUUGAGAGCACCAGCUUUGCAAUAGGAAUUGUGUAUAAUUCUGUAUUGUGGCAAAUAACUAAUCAUGAACAACCACACUUUCUUGUGCACGCAUGUGAAUGAGCACAGAAUUUUAUUAAGGUGGGUUUGUUACUUUCUCUUCAGUAUUGGUUAAUGCUCCAGGUUUGUAGAGUAUAUCUUGAGAUGAAAGAGGGUGGAGCAUCUUUUGCCUUCAUGGAGCAUAAGCCAAAGUUUGUGAUCCAGCUAUCCUAGUACAGUUGUACCUUGGAAGUUGAAUGGAAUCCGAACAUUUCCAAAAUGUUCAAAAACCAAAUCACAGCUUCUGAUUGGCUGCAGGAAGCUCCUGUAGCCAAUCAGAAGCCAUGGAAGCCCCGCCAGAUGUUCAGCUUCCAAAAGAACAGUCACUUCUGGGUUUUGAUCGGGAGCCAAAAUGUUUGAGAACUAGGCUGUUCAACUUCCAAGGUAUGGCCGUAUUAGAAUCUACAGUGCUUUAUGGCAAGAUGAUGUUAUCAAGUUGCAGUAGUUUGUAUUUCAUCCCAGAUUUAGAACUUCUACUCUGUAUUUGUUUGCUCUUGGGGACCAUUUAGAGGCCAUGACUGUUGCAGAAUGCUGUGGGACAGCUGCUGAUGGGGUCUAUGUUUUCAUAUAAUAUGGAGAUUCAAGAUACUCAUCCAUGGUGUAGUCACCAGUCUCCAAUUCUGUGGUUCUUGUUUUUGUUUUUCUCUUAGUUUUCCAGUAUGGAAUCUUCCACUUUUGCCCCAGAAGGAACUUUUCACAGACCUAUUUUUCCCAACAUGAAAAAUGAGGUGCCAAAGGUGAUCUAAUGGUAAUUUUUACCAUAUUAAAAAAUGGUUUUGUACCAUGACUCAUUCUAGGCGGAACUAGAUGGGACAGUAGUAAACAUGGAGUUGGCCUAAGCGACAACCAGUUGACACCUUACAGCUGAGGUUAGUAAUACCCAGCCAGAGGCUAGCUCAUAAACCAAAAAGACCCCACUGAUUUUGGCAAUGGUGGCAGCAAAAUAAAAAUAAAAAUAAAAAAUAGCCACAGCACUCUGACGGGAAUGUGAGUUGCUUCUCCCCAGUCACCAGAUCGUUCAUUUAAUGAGCAGGAAGGAGCAAUAAUACUGUUCCUCAUUUGAUUUGCAUGGAUCAGUUGAGGGGGGCAGUGUGUGCAAAAAUGUUUGUGGCCAUACCUACUGCAGGUGUGUAGCCCCUUGGCAGGGUGAAUGCAACCCCUCCCCCCAUAGUCCCAGAUACAGACGUAUGUAGAAAGCAACUUUUAUUUGUACUGUGUUCCAUGUAGCUGAUCACUGAUUGUGGAGGCAGGUUCUUUAGGAUGAACAGGGCACUGUCUGACCACCAGCCUGUGCCCUUCCUUACAACUAGUUCAAGGGAUGGCCCUGACUGUCAGCUUCCUCCAUAGGCUCAGUGUUGUCCCUUGUAGAACUCAAUAGGGAGGGGAGGGACAAAACCAGAAUUAGUUGGAUUUGCCUGUUACUUUCUCUGGCGCCACCUACUGUUCGUCUCCCUGCCUCCCACCCUACCAGUCCAACAGGCACCAGCCGCCAGCGAGUCUUACUAAACUCCAGCUACUGUUAACCUGCAGUUCAGUACGCGUGCACACAUAAAAUAACAAUCUGACUGUCUGGAAUGUGUAUAUUUAUAUAUAUCCAUGGUGGAAGCCUGCAAGGAGUUGAUACCAUCACUGGGAAAGGAAGCCCAGGACUCUUUUUGUUUGUGCUGAUUACAAGGCAAACACUUGGCACAGAUGACAAUCAUUAAUAACCCUGUUUAAUCCAUUUCAAGAAUGUCAUGUUAAAGGAGUGGUAUAGGGUGUAUUGACAUGAAAACACUAUAUUCUUCUGAACAUCUCCAGAGAAGCUCUACAUAGAUUUGUCAACACGUGACAGUUUAGAAAGUAGAUGUGUUUACUUCCAGAUUAAAUGGUUGCCUAUUUUUGCACCAUGAGAUUUGCUUAUUUUCCUGGUGAGGGGAAAAAGAUUAAAAACAGCAAACACACUUAUUUUGUGAUAAUGAUUUUCCAUUCAUCUCUCCGCCUUGCUUCAGCAUAUAGCCAGUUUUCACGACAAAACUGAACAGAAAAGCAGUAGCUUUCUUAUAAAAAGACUAACAUUUCUAUCUAUUAGAUGUCAGAGGAAGAAAAUCCUGAGGGUAUAUGAACUGAUUGUUGUGAGGAUAAAAUGAGAUGUGGUGGUAGAACUACAAAUGUCAUCUUUAGCUCUAUGGAGUAAAGGCAGGAUAUAAAUAAAGGUGCUGGUCAGCAAUUAGGCUUGUUCAAUCUUCUUACCGAAAAUUGAGUUGCUGCUAUAAGCAGAUUUCAAGAAACCUGUUAAAGAGUGUUACAAUGGUGUGUCCUUUAUUAUAAUUAUAUAUAUAUAUAAAAUAAAUGGGAUUCAAUUUUGCAAGUGGAACCUACAACAAAAUGUUGCAGUGUGGAGUGUUCAGAAUUUCAGCCAUGCCAUUCUUGUCUCACUUUCUAGUUUUCUGUCUCUCUGGCCCUGUCAAUCUGCAGUCUGUGACCACUCAGCCCAGUGUUCAUUUGGCUGAUGAGGGGUUUCACAAGUUUGCUGACACCUUUUCCAUGUGUGAAGAUGUUACAGUGUUGGCUAUAUAAGCAAUGACACCUAGCCUCAGAAACAGGGGAAAUGAUUUCAAAGUUCACUGACAAAGUAUACUCUACUGCACAUGAGUCAGUAACUCAUUUCCUGCAAACUAUGGUGCGUCAUCUGAAUAUGUAACCUGAAUGCUGACUUGCAUACCUCUGUGAUAGUUUUAGCUGUUUGUAAUAAAUUGUUCUUUUUUCUGACAAAAAAAAUGUUUUCCUUCUCAUGUUAAUAGAACCAUAGAAUGGUGGAGUUGGAAGGGACCCCGAGGGUCAUCCAAUCCAACCCCUUGCAAUGCAGGAAUCUCAUCUGGACCAUACAUGAUCUCAACUAGAUCAUUCAACCUCUGCUUAAAAACCUCGAAGGAAGGAGAGUCCACCACCUCUUGUGGGAGUCUGAGCCACUGUUGAGCAGCUCUUAACUGCCAGAAAGUUCUUGAUGUUUAGUCAGAAUCUCCUUUCUUGUAACUUGAAUCCAUUGAUUUGGGUCCUAGCCUCUGGAGCAGGAAAAAAAAUAAGCUUGCUCCAUUCUCCGUAUGACAGCCCUUUAGAUAUUUGAAGACGGCUAUCCUAUUUCAGUCUCUUCUUUACCAGCUAAACAUACCCAACUCCCUCAACCAUUCCUCAUAAGGCUUGGUUUCCAGAACCUUUCAAGAUUCAUGAGGAAAAUAAUUCUUAUCUCAUAUGUAUAUCUGCCUCCAUUUUUCUGUUUACUUCCAAGCAGCUUCAAUACACCUGCAGGGCAGAAAGGAUUCACAAAGGAGUGUGUGAAUUUCUGUGGUUCCCCAAAGGGAAUUUAGUUGGAAGUGGGGAAAGAGCUGACAUUUGUCAGUUCCUCAAGCAACCUUCACCCAUCUGUUGCCCUCCAGAUGCUUUGGACUACAACUCCCAUCAGCCCCAGCCAACACAUGGAGGCUAGUCCAUUAGGGCAAAUGGGGUCUAUCAGCUUUCCCCUGCUUAGUCUCCACAUUGCCCUUGUAGAACUCAGUGGGGAGGAGGAGGGGCAAACUUAGAAAAAGUUGGCUGUGGCGCCAUCUACUGUGGGGCUCCCUGCCUUCCGCCCUACCAGUCCCAGUGGGCACCAGCCAGCACCGACUACAGGAUGCUGUUGAUUUGAAUUGAAAACGUGAUUAAGAUGAGGGAAAUCUCCCAAGAACUGGAAAAGUCAGCUGUCCUUAGGUGUUAACAAAGUGCUUUGCUUCAAUUUAAGAUGAGAAGCCUGACACACAAACCCUGCCACAAUCUCAUUUAAACCGUAGCAUCUGGUGUUAAGCCUAUUUAGGCCCACUGAAGCUAAUUGGACUCAGCCAGGCCAAAUAGCACAAGCUUAACUUUCCGAACUCUUGUCUCUCCCUCUCCCCCCACUUCUCAAAAUACAGAUUAUUGACAAAGAAAUCAACCCAUUUGUGGACAAAUGGGAAGAAGAGGGACAGUUUCCAGCACACCAAGUUUUUAAGACUCUGGGGAAAGCUGGAUUCCUUGGAGUGGAUAAGCCAACUGGUAAGAAAUAGUCUUAAGUCUCUACUUUUAAUGUAAAAGGCAUGUUCUGGCCUUUAAAGGGCUUGGUUCAGAGAUUUACCAAAAGCUGUUUGUAAAUUCAUCUCAUUUAGAACAUUUUAACACUGGGGAUACAUAGAUACAUAGCAGUUUCCCCUACCCUCCCGACCACAGGUGUAAUUUGCUUUGGGUGUAUUCUGGGACAUAUUUAAUUUAUUCUUGGAGAGCCUCCUUACACAUUUGAAUGAAGAGUCUGACCUUAUGAACCACUGUACCAGCAAACAGGUGUGUAGGAUGAGAAUCAAAGUUCCUUGUGGUCAAUCUUAACAUAAUUGCCUUGUGUGAACUGACUGCAUUGUAGAAAUUAAUGCAACAACUGGGAACGGCAACAGAACGUUGCAGUGCUGUUCAAGGUGCCAGCCAAGCUUGCUCUCAUCAGUACCAUUUCUUUUUCUCUCCUGUCUUUCCCCCCUCUCCCUCCCCCAACGGUCAGUCAAUAUUUUAUGGUUACUGAGCAUGCUUAGGUUUGGGUUUGUUUUUUUUAAGGGGUUUUGUACUUCUGAAAAACUUGGGGUUUCCCUGAGACUUGCUUAUACCUUCUGUGUGCUAUUUUGUCUAUAUAGGAAUUGGACAAUGUGAUCACUGUGUCAACCCCAUAAAUCUGAGGAUGGUUUCAUCAUAGGAUUUAGGGUUGCUGCACAGAUCCAUUACACAGCACAGCAUAGAAAAGGAUAAGGAUUGGGGAUGCACAAGACAUUUUCAAAGCCUACCCUCAAAUAAUUAUGGGAAUUUUAGUUCACACAUACCCCACAGACCUACAAUUCCCAAACUACAAACUACUAACAAACUACAGUUCCCAGGGUUCUUUGAGAGACGAAAUGUAUUUUGAAUGUGCUUUAAAGGUCUGGUGUAUAUACAGCCAAAGGUAGUUUCAUUAGGGAUAGGUCCAGGAGAACAUGGGUUGUUGCCAAGUUACAUUUUUUCACCUUAAGGCCAGGAGACUGCUAACUUUGAAAAAGAGCCAUUGGUUUGCUCUGUCUCAGGUUUUUUUUAAAAAAACCAGACCUUUAAAUUUGUGGCAGGACACCUUGUAAAAUUUGGACUAAAGUGGACUACGCCAAGAAUUCAGAUCACUUGCCAAUUUUGUCCUAGGGUCUGCUGUCAUAUCUCUGUUGAAACACUCAAGUAGAAAUUGAGAGAGAAAUAACUUCUUGCUCUUACCUUGGGAAGAUUUUUUUAAUCCUUAGUAGCUUCUGAAAGAGAACUAGAACUAGUCUAGUUGCUAAUUUUUUAGUAAACAUGCUUUGAAUCAUAGUCAGGGUUGAAAAGAUACAGAAUCCACGAAAAGCAAAUGAGGCAUAAUUGCAUGGUUCAGAUCUAGUUCUGAGUAGUUAUAUGUAAGCAUUUGGUCAUUCCUGUUUAAGAAAUGCACUUUUAAAAACCAAAUUGCAGAGUUAAAUGGAACAAAAGCUUGGUAAUGUAUCACUUAUCUUGUUUUCUUUUUUCGUCUGCUGCCCCCCCUUUUUUAAUGCUCAGCUUUUAGCAUAAAUUGAACAUGGGCUUCAAAAUGCACUGCAUAUUUAAAUUGCACAAGAUUGGACUUCUUUUAUUAUCCUACAGCUUGGGUCACAUCUCUAGCUGUGUGCUGGAUGGCAUUUCACCACAAGAAAACUAGCAAGAAGUGCAAGGCAAACGUUUUGAACAUAUUGCCAGAUCUUGUUGAGCGCCUGCUAUUUGUUAUGUCCCUCUCAAGUGCGGGGUUUUCCUUGCAGGGUCGUGUGUGUGCAUGUUUUAAUAUUGUCUGCAGGUAAUGAGGACUUGGGUUAUUGUCUCUUAAAUGCUCCAGAAUUCAGCCUCUAUGAUUUUGCUUCCCUGUAAGAAUGCAGCUUGCAGCUAUUUAAAAAUAGCUCACUUUGCAAAUGUUUCGUAAGUCUCCAACGUGAAUAUGUUCCUCAAGGUAUAAUAUUGUCACCAUCUCAUUGUGGAAACUUUGCUUCAACUGGGCUGGCUGGGAGGAUACUUCUUUGAUUUUAUAAGAGGCAGACUGUGGGAUUAACCAUUUAAUGGAGUGUGUCAGGGAACUGCCAUUGGCUCAGGGGUGAGAGGGGAAAAGCCGGAUAGAUUACAGAGAGCCCACAAAGAUCAUGGGAAGCAGACCUCCUCAGCGGAGGAGAGUAACCACACCUCCAGAGGAGAGGAGCUGCAGGGCUCGGGGGAGGCAAGGCGGGGCCAGGACACCUUGCCUGAGCAAAGCGGGGAGGAGAGAGGUCCUCCGUUACCCACGCCCUCCUUGCGCAGUAGGCUUCCGCGCAGAGAGGGGAAGUGCAGACUGGGUGUCAAGAAACUACUCUGCUGGGAAAGGUUUAAGGACCGCCCACUCUCAGAUUCUGCCAGUGAAUGAGCCAGCCACUGAAGAGUGGCACUCUGCAUGGUGAAGGUUUUUUGGCACUAUUUACAAGGCUUUACAGCCGACCAGGGAGGCAUUUGCCUGAUUGCUCUCGAGCAACCCCCUGAUACCCUUACAGAGAGUAUCCUUGAAGGCAUUCUUUCCUUUAUUGUUUAUCUUGGACAGUUAACAGCUGCAGGAAAGGCCCGGGAAUCCAGACAAAAGAAAGAGUGUUUAUGCAUGCACACACAUGUGUUCUCUCUCUCCCUCUCUGACCGUUGAUCGUAUCUCUCUGAUAUAAAAUGAAAACCAAAAUUCUGUCGAAACAAUGCCAUUAUUUUAAUAGGGUUUGGCCCAGAAUGAGGGAACGGUAGCCAUAAACAGUUGCUCUGCUUCAGAAAACUGCUACACUCUGAUGGGUUUGUUUGACAAAUCCAAUUAGUUUUGAGCUUCCACUUUAUAAAAAUGCUGACAGUGCAAAGAGAACAUUAAAGAUUAACUUUAAAGGACAAAUGAGAUUACUGGUUAAAGAGAACUUGAAACCAGAAACUGGAUCAAAGCAGUUCUCUAGCUCGGCAUACUUAGAGCAGUCUUGCAUUCCCAAUUUGGUCGAUGAUUUGACUUCUCUUUUCAUAUCUAAGGGUAUGUUCAUAGAACUGUUUGCUUCCCAUCCAGUGCACUACCACUGCUAAUCUUUGAAGGCAAACUUACAUGCCGCUAGCUGCAAUCCAUAUUGAUCCUGGAGUUUCUUGACAAAUACUGCCAUUCGAUGUGGUGCUUCCCCGCCACAAACUAGUUUCAAUCCAAUUUUUUUUAAAAAAAACCACAAAUGCAGAAUAAUGCGAACAUAACCUAACUGCUGUCACACAGAGGCAGAUGACAGCUUUAUGAAUAGGAGUUCGAGGAGAGUUUCAGAGGUGGGGGUCGAGUGAAGACAUCCCUGUGCCCUUUCUGAUGGGAACAUCUCAUUGCAAAUGCAGCUUGAACAGCAGCUGGGGUGUGUGUGUGUGUGUGUGUGUGUGUGUGUGUGUGUGAAGAGACAUGACCUUGCUGUGUUUCUAACCACUAAUAUGAACGUGCUCUUUACACGGCUAGUCUGAAGGUAUUUAAGCUGCAGUCAGUUGGUAUUAUGCCAGUUCUGAUGUUGGAGUAGCUGCCUUUGAAAAUAACUUCACUAGUUUUUGUAUAUGAUUAAAUAAAGUGUUUUGAAAUCCUGCAUCACAUGGUGUCUAGAUUUCGUGUGCCUCUCUCCAUCUUUGUCUUCAAUCACCCCAUCAUUUCUUUUCUUUGCUGGAUUGGAUUGCAAACCUUUGGGCAAGUCUUUGUGUUUUAUGUUGUACUGUAUAGCACUUUGUAGGUGUUCAUGCAAUUAAAAAAAGGUAAAGGCAAUGUUAGUAAGUUUCAACGCGGGUGGCACUGUGGGUUAAACCACAGAGCCUAGGACUUGCUGAUCAAAAGGUCGGCGGUUCGCAUCCCCGCGGCGGGGUGAGCUCUCGUCGUUCGGUCCCAGCUGCUGCCCACCUAGCAGUUCAAAAACACCCCUAAGUGCAAGUAGAUAAAUAGGGACCGCUUUCUAGCGGGAAGGUAAACGGUGUUUCCGUGUGCGGCGCUGGUGCUGGCUCGCCAGAUGCAGCUUCGUCACGCUGGCCACAUGACCCGGAAGUGUCUUCAGACAGCGCCGGCUCCCGGCCUCUUGAGCGAGAUGAGCGCGCAACCCUAGAGUCGGUCAUGACUGGCCCUGACGGGCAGGGGUACGUUUACCUUUACUAAAGGUAAAGGACUCCUGACAGUUAAGUCUAGUCGCAGACGACUCUGGGGUUGCGGCGCUCAUCUCGGUUUACAGGUUGAGGGAGCUGGCGUUUGUCCGCAGACAGUUUUUCUGUGUCAUGUGGCCAGCAUGACUAAGCCGCUUCUGGCGCAACUGAACACCGAAAACAGAGCAGCACAUGGAAACCUAUUUAUCUACUUGCACUUUUUGGCGUGCUUUCAAACUGUUAGGUUGACAGGAGCUGGGACUGAGCAACGGGAGCUCACCCCGUCGCGGAAAUUCGAACCGCCAACCUUCUGAUCAGCAAGCCCAAGAGGCUCAGUGGUUUAGACCACAGCACCACCCGCGUCCCCCUAUACAAUUAAUAUAUAAUAAUUAAAAAAUGUUCAGGAAGGUGGUGUGCAUGCUCCCCCCCGUCCCCCGCUGCUCACCUAAUCCCUACAAUAACCCCUUGAGGUAUGUUAGGCUGGAAGGCAGUCAUCCAGUGAUCUUCAUGACCAAGUGGGAUUUGAACCCUGGUCUCCCAGGUCCCUGUCUGACACUAACCUCUACAACACAUUCAAACACAAUUUCUGUCUAGCCACCUGUUCUACUUCAAAAGUAGGAAACAUCUGCUUGAUUGUCCCAUUGUGAAGAAUGAAGUGUGUAAUAGGAAUAGAAUGUUUCAACAGAAGUGGACAGCCGUGUUUGACUGUGAUCAAUUGAAUUGUAUUGGGGUUUUUAUUGUGAAGGUGUCAUCAGCUUUUGUCUACAUACGUAGUUGUCGCUUAUUAGUUUGUCAUUCCAGUACAUUCCUUUAUUAAUAGCAAACUCUGGUACAAGUUUGGGGAAGUUAGUAAGCAGUUUUCAUUAUUGCCAGAGGAAAAGGGAAACCAUAAAUAAUCAGCGAAUCCUAAAAAUGAAUGACAGAAAUGCUGUUUGAGAACAUCUUUUGAAUCAUACUGCUAGGAUUUGAUUUUUAUGCCUUUUAUUUUAAGACCUCAACCACAUAUUUUUACACUAAAUACCUGGUACAAACCUGGAAUGUAUUUUACCUUUUUAAAAAUUGAUCAUUUGUGUAGAUUUAUAAGCUGAUUCUGUUAAAUAAUCACUUCUUGUUUCCAAAAUUAAGUGUCAGAAAGUAUUCACCCCCACCAGAUUUUUUUUAAAAAGGAAACCAAUCUUAUGUUUACAAAAGCCAUGCUUAAAGUUUGGAGCAUGUGUUUUCAAAAACUUGCUCCAGAAAUGUUUCCCCUUACCUUUGAAUAAUCAGUUUAUAGGAAGUCAACUACAACAUACACUUAAUGGCUCAAUCUGGUGAAACAUUCUUCAUUUUAAGGAUUGGAUAAACCAAGGACACAUAGUUGCUUAAGAUCAAGCAGUAAUCUACUGAAUCAGACAUACCUUCCAUCUUUCCAAAUAAGACCCGCAAGAGAACAACUUUUAACAAAAUAUGGAAUUCCUUUUCUGAAAAUUCCAUUCAAAAAUCUCUUGUUACAGAAUGCUCAGGGAAAGUUGGUUUUAAAAAUCUAUGCAAUUCUAUCUAAAUUUAAAAGAGAAGACUGGCAAGCAACAUGCAUAAUUUUUUUUUUAAAAAGAUUUUUAAAAAAAAACAUGUUUAUUGCAAAUUUGUAAAGAAAAAAAAGGGAAAAAACGGGGAAGAGGGAGGGGUAAUUCUGUCACCUUGUGUUAACAGUAUAAUAAAUAUCACUAAAUCCAUCUUAGUUUACACAUACAAAUCCAUAUAUGCCAUCCAGACAUCCAAAUGUUUGAAAAUGGGGGGAAAGUUCUUAUGAAACAGCUGAUAAUGCAACAGAGUGAUUGGAAUGGCUGUUCAAAAAUACACGUGCUCCAUUAAUCCAUGCUAAUUUAAAGGAAAAUUUAUUUGGAACAAUUUAUCCAUGUUAACUUGUUUCAUAUUGACAGAGCAAAAUAUAUAAUCGAAACAUGUUCUGUUUGAGGUGAAAGAGAAGCGGAGUCAAUUUUAAACAUAGUUGCACAGUACUAAAAUAAAAACCUUUUGGAUUAUAGAACUAAAUGUAGUACAAGAAAUGACAAGAUAUGUGUUAUCUAGAAACUGAAAACAUUUUUCUUCUGUAUGAUACAACCAGAAGCACAGAUCUCCAACUGAAGGCAAAUUUUCUGUACUUUGUAAUGGAAGAGUAAAGAUCCCAACACAUGACACUUGCAUUAUUUACCGUACUUGUAUGGCACUAAUUUUAUUAUCGGUGUUGGAUACUGUUUCCUGUUUGUUUUAUAUACUGACUUUCAUUGUUUUAUUUUAGUUACUGUUAUCUUUGGAUUCUUUUUGGGGAGAAAAAAAGGAUGUAAAAAAGUUUGUACAAACCAGAAGUUAAAACACAAAAGCCAAUGAUUUAAAGUAGAGUCCUUGGAAAGUUGGUACUCUGUCUAUAAUCUCUUUUAUAAUAUGUUUUGAAGAGUGAAACUAUUUUGUUUACAGCAGUUUUCUACCAAGUGUACUAUAAAUCACUUUGAGAUGCCCCAUAUAGGAAACAUUUCAUAAAUGAAAGAAAUAAUAAUGUGCAUAUCAAAUACAUGCAUCAACACCUAACCUUUUUUUCCUACAGAACAGAAAACCUAGCUAUCAUUCCAUCCUGUCCAUUAAAGAGUUCUUUGCAACUCUGAGGUUAAAAGCUUGCAGGUCAAGCAAGGGCCGUUCAUCAUUACUUGAAUGCCUUCAAGUAUUCGUUUUCAAACAAUUCAAUGCAACAAGCAAGAAUCAGGGCUAGACCUGGAUGAGUUGCUGAUGGCAAGUGCCACACCAGCUUUCCUCCCCUUAAUUUUUUUCUUCUCUUUUUCUGUUUUGGGUCCCCCUAUACCUCUUCCUAGGGACGCGGGUGGCGCUGUGGGUUAAACCACAGAGCCUAGGACUUGCUGAUCAGAAGGUCGGCGGUUCGAAUCCCUGCAACAGGGUGAGCUCCCGUUGCUCGGUCCCUGCUCCUGCCAACCUAGCAGUUCAAAAGCAUGUCAAAGUGCAAGUAGAUAAAUAGGAACCGCUCCAGCGAGAAGGUAAACAGCGUUUCCGUGCGCUGCUCUGGUUCGCCAGAAGCAGCUUAGUCAUGCUGGCCACAUGACCCGGAAGCUGUCUGCGGACAAACGCUCCCUCGGCCCAUAGAGCGAGAUGAGCGCCGCAACCCCAGAGUCGGUCAUGACUGGAUCUAAUGGUCAGGGGUACCUUUACCUUUUUAUACCUCUUCCUUCUUUUACUCUGUUUUUUGACAUUGCUAGUGGUAUUGCCAGGGUGUUGCCCAGUCCCUGCUCCUGCCAACCUAGCAUUUCGAAGGCAUGUCAAAGUGCAAGUAGAUAAAUAGGUACCACUCCGGCAGGAAGGUAAACGGCGUUUCUGUGCACUGCUCUGGUUCGCCAGAAGCGGCUCAGUCAUGCUGGCCACAUGACCCGGAAGCUGUACACCGGCUCCCUUGGCCAAUAAAGCGAGAUGAACACCGCAACCCCAGAGUCGGUCACGACUGGACCUAAUGGUCAGGGGUCCCUUUCCCUUUACCUAGUGGUGUUGCCAAGGAUCCCAACCAGCUGUGUCUGGCAUAGCUACAGCCAUUUGCACUGGGCUGCAGGAUUGCUAUGCAAGACGAGAAUAUUGUCCAAUAUCUAGGCCUCCAUUUAUUAAUGUUUGCCUCCUGAAUAUUUUAAACGAAGAGUGCAGAUUCGUUAGGAGGGAAUGCAUAAAUAAACGUUGAGGCAAAUUAAAUCAAGUGUCCGUGCAAUCUCCAGAGUACACAAUAAAGCUAGAAAAGGCUGUUCUCAUUAACAUUUUUUAAUGGCAGCAUGGCAUGAAGCGACACAAGCUUCUAAUUAGGGGAAUGAUGUAGGCAACACUCUAGGUUGGUAGAGGUAUGGCUUGAUCUAAUGCUAAAAAAAGAGUUCCCACGGUAAUUGUGCUUACUGAUAACCUAAAUAUUCAGAAGCGGGUGGGGGUGGUUUGGGAUGGCACAACCCCAGUGAGUCUGUAGCUCAGAGCAUGGGCUUUGCAUGCCAAAGGUCCCAGGUGAAAUCUUGGGGUUUGCAAACAGCGCUGGAAAGACCCGUGUCUGAAGCCUUGGAGACCUGCUGCCAGCCAUUGUAGAACAGUGCAGACAGUAGGUAGGUUGUCUGACUUGGUAUAAGGCUGCAAUCUCAUAUGCCCUUACCUGGGAGUAAAUUGUCUUAAUCUCAGUGCAACUGACUCCUGAGUAGGCAGGCCCAGAAUUGUUUACAUGCUGCUGGGGGGGGGGGGCAUUUUAAAAAUGCAACUGCAGAGGAUGGGAAGACAUCCCAAGGGCAAAAUGCAAACUUGGCAGAUUGGCUAGCGUUUUAAAGGAGCAUCCAGCCUCUAUUAACAGAGCUUCAGUAUUUGCACUUCUAGGAUUGUUCUGCCCUUUUUCCGGUGGCACGUUUACCUUGGGGAGCCAUUUCACCUUGCUUGUCAACAUAGCAGCGACUUCAGAUUGGCAGAUUCAUUGCCUGCUGUUUUGCAGAUGCCCCUUUCCGAAGGGGAAGCUCCAGCAAGCGUUAACUCUGAGCUCUGAAUUCUAAGUGUGAGUUUUGGAGACCUUUCUUUUGACCCAAGCAGAGACAAAUCGUAUAAAAGUGUCUAAUGGCAGGGACUGUGGAGAUCCCUGUGGAAAACAGGGGCAAUCUAUUGUUCUCAUACCUGCAGAAUCUUAAUAGCUGAUCUCAUACGGUGCUGCACUGAAUACUUUCCAUGUGUGUGAAAGGAGAAUCCUUAACCUCAGUAGAUAUACAAGGAAACUUGAUUUUUAAAAAUGCUAUGUCCAGCCUUGUUUUUUGCCGCUUGGAUGCAGGGAAGAGCCCUCUGCUAUUCAGAAAGUUAAUUACUGUCCUUGGGAAGGGAGAAGGUAUGCCAGUAGCUCUGUGGAUACUUGCAGAAAAUCCUAUCUCCCUGGGGAGGAAACGGCACAGCUGGAGUAUGAAAUGUACAUUUUCUAAUUCAGGCGUAGGCAAACUCCGGCCCUCCAGAUGUUUGGGACUACAAUUCCCAUCAUCCCUAGCUAACAGGACCAGUGGUCAGGGAUAGUGGGAAUUGUAGUCCCAAACAUCUGGAGGGCCGGAGUUUGCCUACGCCUCUUCUAAUCCUUCUGGGAAGAUCGCUUGGUAGGUUUUGUUGUUUUCCCAGCUCAACCCCAGCUAAGGCUGAGGAUGGAUGGAGAUGGAGGAAUUGUUAGCAGGAGCGAGAGAUGGGCACUGCGGUCGCUUAGGAGAAUGGGGCAAUGAGGCCUUCCAGCAGGGAUGGGCAACCUGUGGCCCUGUACAUGUUGGUGGACUCCCACCUGUCACACUACUUGGGGAUCAUGGGCAGUGCUUUAAAAAAACAAGAGAGAAGAACUUGGGGAUAGCCAGUGAAGCUGAAUGUUGGAAGAUUGUGGACAAAAGAACGUAGUUCAUACAACGCACAGCUCAACUAUGGAAUUGGCUGCUACAAGAGGCAGCAGUGGCUACCAACUUAGAGAGCUUUAAUAGAGUAUUAGACAAAUUCAUGGAGUAUAAGUAUGGUUUUGAAUUUCCAGUUGCUGGAAACUGCAGGAGAGAUGAGAGCUGUUGUGUUUCUUUCCUGCUUGCAUCUGGGGGACCACUGUGAGAACAAGAUGCUGCACUAGAUGGGCUACUGCAACUGAACCCUUCUUAUGUCCCUUCUUAUGUUCUUUAGAUGCUUCCACUUGCUUCCUCUCAAAUUUCACGGGAUGCGUCUGUCCAUAAAAAUUCAUGGUUCCAAGAUGGUGAGUGGUAGGAAGAAACCAUAUAACCUUUGUGUGGUGCUUAGGAUGUCAUAUUAGGAUGUCAUAACUGCCUGCAUAGUUCUUAGAAAUGCAGUUCCCCCUUCCUCCACUAUUCAUUCUCUAUCAGCUAUUUAAGGCAAAAGAUGUAAAGUUUGGCUGUCGUGUUCAUUGGACAUUGAUUAUUUAAAAGGUCAAAAUGAUGCUCAGUCUUGAUGGUAAUUAAUCUGUGUUAAGGCCAGGGUUCUUUUUUGUCAUCUAGGAGCAGAAAAACACCUUUCUCGAUAGUGGCAGGUUAAAUUUUUAAUGAACAUGGCCUUUGUGCCACGAUCGUUAGUCAUUUGUGAUAUAAUUUGAUUUGCAAUUAAUUACAAUAAUGUGUUUUCCAUUAAUCAGCCGUGCCUCCUUAGGCAAGCAACAGCAAGUUUAGUGUAGGAAUGUUUCUCGGAGCAUUUGAUCCGUGAGCAAGUGCAGCUCCUGGAAAGUAGGGAACGAUGACACUGUCACUUUCGGUUGUGCAAGUUUCUCAUUUCUCCACGUUCCCACAGCAAAUUGUGAUUUAUUUAAGUCCUCGUGAAACUUCAUCAGCAUUUUAGUGUGAUUUUUCUCCCAAUACAAAACAUUUGGGUAUGCCGUUUUGACGGAUACAGUGGUACCUCUGGUUACGUACUUAAUUCGUUCCGGAGGUCUGUUCUUAACCUGAAACUGUUCUUAACCUGAAGCACCACUUUAGCUAAUGGGGCCUCCUGCUGCCGCCGCACAAUUUCUGUUCUCAUCCUGAAGCAAAGUUCUUAACCCGAGGUACUAUUUCUGGGUUAGCGGAGUCUGUAACCUGAAGCUUAUGUAACCUAAAGCGUAUGUAACCCGAGGUACUACUGUAUAUGCAUUUUUGCUAGGAAAUGCCCCUAAAAUAAUGCAUUUUUGGUUGGAGAACUGCAUUACAAAAUUUUGAGGAGUGCAAAUUUUGAGGAGUACCUGUGUUUCAGUGGUUGGAGCAGUAAGAAUGAGGCAGUUUCUCAUUAAAUGCAAGCAAAAUUGAAUUGCUCCUUAAUACCAAAGGGCAAAGAUGCACAAGUUCUAACACUUGUAGAGGCCCAAGGGACAGCCCCACAGCCACAAAGGCUGACUAAACUGAAGCCAAUUGUACUGCAUCACCAACUGUACACAGUAUUCAAUACGUUGUUGCGUCAUAGAUUUGUAUAAAGAUGUUGUGAUAUUUGUCGUCUAUUUUCUAUUCUUUUCUCAAUGUUCCUCAAGAUGGAAGUUGCCUUUUUCACAGCAUCAGUACAGAGACAUUUCAGUCAAUGCCCAGAUCCCAUUCCUGGCCUGCCGCUGCCAACACAGAGACCAUCAGCACUAUAAGUGAAGCUAGGAAUUUUUUAUCCCACUUUACACUUGCUUCGGUUGAGCUGUUUUUGCCUUUUUGACCCCCAGUCUGCCAUUUUGGAGAGAUACUUCUGGGGCUGUUUUGUUUUUACCACCCUAAAUUAUUUGGAGUCAUCAGCAAACUUGGCCUGCACAACGGUCAUCACUGUCUUGUCACAAUAUAUAACUUUGGGGGACCCCACUUUUUACAUGCCUCCGUUGUAAGAACUAUUCAUUUAUUAUGUUUUCUGUUUCAUAUUCUUUAACCAUAAACUUUUAACUGUUUCAUAUUCUAUAUCCAUAAGAGCAUCUUGCCUCUUAUCCUAUGAUUACUAAGUUUGCUUAGGAGUCUCUGGUGAGGGACUGUAACAUGAAUCUGCUGCAGCCUGGUCAGUUUGGUUUGCUUGUUUGUUUAUUUAGGUUAUUAGUUUGCUGCUCUCAGUUUUUAAAAUUGUUUUUAAUUUAUCUCAUAAUAAGGCAUGGAUUAAGGCACAAACGUCAAAGUCCACUUUUUGAGGGCAGAGCUGCAUUUUAGGUCAUGCGUUUCAUCUUCCACGACCUUGUUAAAAUUUUGUUUUGCAGAGGAAGCAGUUUGAGAAAAGGAGAGAAAAGGAGAGAAUCAGAACACUAAUCUCCACUGCAUAUUAAGGAAAACAGAGCCUUGGAAAUACUGAUUAAAAAUCAAGGCACGUGGCCAAAAAAACCUGGCUGUUCUUUUUCUCAACAAUCUCAGUUGUUUUAAAAAAAUUAAAUAGUUAUACAUUAAUUCUGGUUUCCAAGGCUUUUUAAUAAGCAUUAUGGGUUCUGCCCCCCACCUUUUCUUUCUCUACCUUCUUUCCUCUGCCCUCACCACAAAAGUAAUGGCCUGCCAUCCUUUUCUACCCUUCCCCUUUUCCUGCUGUAGGGAGGAAUAGAGUCAUAGGUUGCGUACACAACAUAUAUUUGAAGCAACCCCUGGGAAAAAGAAUCCUGGGAACUGUAGUUUACCCUUCAAAGAGCUACAAUUCCCAGCACUCUUGACAAAAUUACAGAUCCCAGAAUUCUUUUUCCCAGAGGUUGCUUCAAAUGUAUGGCACAAAUGCAGCUUACCUUUGGAUGGAAAUGUUGGAUGGAAUAGCUGGUGCUGAUUGUAAAUAUAUCUCAGAUCCAUGGUCAAGGGAACAGGUUGCUAUAUCUUCUCCCUCUUUUAUUGUGCCCACAUAUCCACUUGACUGCUUAUGCUGGCAAACGUCUAUAGCUGUUAUUUAUAAACAGAAUUUGAAACUGUUUUUAAGUGGAUGUCAGAGCCCAGGGUGACAAACAUAAAAAAAUUAAAGCAGCACAAUUUAAAAUAAAAUAAAAGCGUAUUUAAAACAUCCCUGGUUUAAGCUUUUGUUUAGUCAAACUUCCUUUAAUAAGAGGUUCCCUAUUAGCAAGAAUAGCAAUGUGGAAUCUGUGCCCCAUCCCAUCCUUGCAGAUGUUGUUGGAUGCAGCUCUUAUCAUCCCUGACCAUUGACCAUGCUGCUUGGGGCUGAUACAAGUUGAUGCCUGACAACAUCUGGAGGGCCACAGGCUCUCUUUAAAUUCCAACUCAGCCAUGAAGCUCGUGUGACCUUGGACCAAUCUCUCUCUCUCUCUCUCUCAUAUAUACCCCUUGAUAGGAGGAUAAACUGCAUGUUUGUGAUGUUCAGAGAAAUCCAUGUCCCCCUGAUGGAAGGGUGCAACAUAAAUGUAACAUGCCUAACCCUCAUAGCGUGUUUAUUUAAGAAAACCAGAUGCCUUUGAAAUAACUAUUGGGGAAGGGGCCUUAUGAAAUAGAUGAAUUUAAAUUAGCCUGAGAAGAGGUUUGUUUGUACAUUUCAAAAUGAAAUAAGGUUAAUUAAAAUCAGUGGCAGGGUCCUGAAUAGGUGCCAACUAGGAUUUUGCAUGAUCUUGUUUGGUAUUUUAUGCAUUAGUUAAUACAGAAUAGGGCAUUUGUUUUUAAAACUGCUCUUGGCUUGACGGACCAUUCAAUGCAUAUUCAGUGUAUCCAUGUGUGUUACUUUAUUGGCUUUGAACCUCUUAAUAAAGCGAUUAUGCAUUCCACCGCGUUGCUGUGUGAUCUGUGAUAAAUUGUAUUGCAAUUAGCAUUGACAGGUACUAUUAUAGUCAAAUGCCUGAAUUGCUAUUGCAGAAUUUUUUUUUAAUUUUUGGGGGUCUUGUCUUUUGCAGCUAGAUUUGUUUCAGGUUGUGUAUCAUUUAUAUAGUGCUAUCAAAGUUCUGAACUGCAUUUCCCAUGACUAAUGGCCAUGCAGAUGGGAGUUGGGGGUCCCCUACUCCUGCUCCAAAAUUUUGCACAAGGGAGGCAAUGGCAGAAAGGGAGAGGAAUGGAUGCAGGGGUAAAUCAUAGAAAAUGUGUUGGGCUAGCAGGCAGGUGGGCAUGAAGAUCACGUUUGCCAAGUAGUCCUGGAAAUAGCCUGAUAAUGGAAGUGUCAGAAUAGAUUAGCUUUCUCAUUGUGCUUUAUCUCUGGUCUGGAAUAUGAUGGUGAUGAUCCCUCAAGGCAAGUCUGUAUGAUUAUAUCCCCACUCACUGCAGAAAGGGAUAUUGAAGCUGAGGGAGAAGAAUGCGCUUAAGUCCAUCGGGUGAGGUCAUGGCCGAGGUGACAUUUGAAUCAGGAGGUUACAGAUGUAUAGCUCCCUCUCAGCCACUGUGCUACACCAGCUUGGGUCUGUACUGCAGGGGAACUGCUAAUACCCUUUGUGGAAUUAUCAUUUUCUAGGAUGUCCAACUAGGCAAAGUGCUGAUUACACUUACAAAUUUUGUGUUCUGACAUCUCCGACUGGGGUGCUGUUGUUGUUUCUGUUGGUCUGUGUAUCUUAGUUUUGAAUCUUGUGAUUUAUGUGGAAAUUGUUCAGUAUUUUUUAUUGUUUUAUUUAUUGUUUAUGACGACUUUUCUUAUGUUAUACAGUGGUACCUUGGGUUACAGACACUUCAGGUUACAGACUCCACUAACCCAGAAAUAGUACCUCGGGUUAAGAACUUUGCUUCAGGAUGAGAACAGAAAUCGUGUGCCGGCAGCGGGAGGCCCCAUUAGCUAAAGUGGUACCUCAGGUUAAGAACAGUUUCAGGUUAAGAUCGGACCUCCAGAAUGAAUUAAGUUCUUAACCUGAGGUACCACUGUAGUUGUGUAUCUUCUUCAUGUUGCAAGCUGCCUUGAGCAUAGUUUGAACUGCGGAAAGGAGGCAUAUACAUAAAACUUAUGUGUGCAUGUAUUAAGGGAGAGGAGUUUUUCCGUAGUUUUUUUAUGGUUUCUAGUGGGGUAGCUAUGUCUUGUCCAGCAAAAAACAAUGAAAGCCUUAUAGAACCUUAAAGACUAACAGAUUUAUUAUGGUUUAAGCUUUCAUGAACAGCAAAAACCACUGAAUCACAAUACAUCAGUAUGUUUAAUGCUCAUAUUUGUGAGAGGACAGCAAUCUCCUCUGCCCCCUUGAGUGUUUUUCUAUAGCUGGUAAAAUGUGGCAGAUCAAAUCUUUUCACAAAAGUGCCUUUCCUCAUUGUUCUGGACUCUGAGAGAUGAUUGUCAGGUUUCGAGUAAUGUUGGCAUUUGCAUAUGAAAAGCAGCUUGAAGUCAGCUUAUUAUGCAUUUAAAUUGUUGCUUCUAAAUUUUACAUUUUAUUAACUUAAAAACUUUUCCUCUCCCCCUGCAGCCCCCUUCCCUCAUUACAAUAAGUCCCCAAGUUCUCCAGAGCAGAUUUUUGCAGGGUACAAGAAUAGCGAAUUGACAGAAGUAACUCCUUCCACCUCUAUUGGCAGGAGCGCCCCUUGAGUGGAUUUCUUCUGAAUCUGAAUCUAAGCCAAUUAAUACCACGCUCUGUGGAGCCCAGUGGGUAUAGCCAUUGCUAGUCAUACUCUGAGUAGACCCAUUGAAAUUAAUGGGCAUGGCUAAGUUAGGCUGAUGAAUUUUAAUGGGCCAAUUCUGAGCAGAACUUCCUUAGAUGCAACUCCAGGUUUCCUUCUUUUCAAGAGGGCUGCAUCAUUACCAACUGUAGGCACCAGAUUUGGUGUAACUUUCGAGGUCCUUUUCUAGAGUUUGAGCUUUGAAGCAACAUACUUAUGUCUGAGCUUGGUCAGUGCUGUGUAAUGGUCCCCCUGCACCGUACAUGUGUGGGAAAAUAGAGCUCUGCAGUUUGCCCUGGUGGAGACUUCAUUUCUUUUCCAACAGAUGUCCCAGAGGAGCAAACUCUGACCCAGUGGAGCAAGUCAAGAACCUGACUUAUUUCAGCCCAGACUAAUGAAAUAAGUCCCAUUUAGAGAAGCAUUAACAUCAACUUAAAGCCAUGUUAUCAGCUCUUCAGCAAAACAACCCUGGGUAAAUCUUAGCCCAUGAUUUGUGGUAUAUUUCCAUAAUUGAACAAAUGCCAUUUGCUUCAAAAUAUGAGGGCUUUAUGAGUUUUUCUUAAUGUCAGUUGCUAAAAAUCCUUUUAGGCUGUACAUAUAUAACUUCAGACAAAUAAGCAUGAAUUAGGAGGUUUAUUCCCGGUGAUGGACACGGGAGGAAUAACCUUUAAGAAGAGAAUUUAGAAGACGUUUUCUGCCAAUGUAUGCAUUCUUCUUAAUCAUGAUUUUAAAUCGGGUAUUAAGCGAGCAGUGCAAACAAGCAUCCCUUGAGCAGAUGACCACUUAGAAGAGCUGUGAGCUCCUCUCCAGAAGCCUGCAUGUUUCUGUAAUUCUAAGCCAGUAAACUAUAGUUUGGCUUUACAAGAUGUACAAACAGUUUAACACUUGAUUCCUCACAUACUUCAGAUAUUUUGGAUUACAGCCCAUGACAAUUUUUCAUGCUAGCUGGGACUGAGGGUCAUUGGAAUGCAAAAUAUCAGGUCAGAGAAGGCUGCAUUAUAGGAUACUGGUAGCCUUGCCAGCAUUGAUCGGGAAUUCUUAGAAAAGAAAAAGAUCAGAUCAAAUUCAGUUCACAAUCUUGAUUUAAAAUGACAUCCAGUUGUAUCCAAGCAUAGAUGACAAUCUUUUGUGUGAGGGACCAUCCUUCAAAAAUUAGGUUACGAUAGCUUAAGAGGUAUCCAAAUGCAUAGUGAACAACAAAUUUUCCAUAAUAUAGAGUAAAGGUAAAAGUAAAGGGACCCCUGACCAUUAGGUCCAGUCGCAGACGACUCUGGGGUUGUGGCGCUCAUCUCGCUUUAUUGGCCGAGGGAGCCGGCAUACAGCUUCCGGGUCAUGUGGCCAGCAUGACUAAGCCGCUUCUGGCAAACCAGAGCAGCGCACGGAAACACUGUUUACCUUCCCGCCGGAGCAGUACCUAUUUAUCUACUUGCACUUUGACAUGCUUUCAGACUGCUAGGUUGGCAGGAGCAGGGACCGAGCAACGGGAACUCACCCCAUCACAGGGAUUCGAACCACCGACCUUCUGAUCAGCAAGUCCUAGGCUGUGUGGUUUAACCCACAGCGCCACUCGCGCCCCUAGAGUAAUAUAGAGUAAUAUUGAGUAAUAUAGAGUAAGUGGUGGUGGUAAUAAUAAUAAUAAUAAUAGAUUGAAUACAAUUUUAUAAUUCUAAAGAAGAAAAUUUCCUUUCUUAUGAACAGAAUAUGGCGGCCUUGGCCUGGACUUCUCAUACAGUAUUGCAGUGGCUGAAGAACUGGGAAAUAUUCGCUGUGGAGGGGUUCCCAUGGCGAUUGGAGUACAAGCUGACAUGGCAACACCUGCCCUUGCAAGGUAGAUUUCCCAAGAAAACUCAUUGGCUCUUUCUCUUGACUUUAAAGGGUUUGUUCUUCCGGGGGGCAGUGAGGUUUUUUUAAAAAGCAGAAAAGAGAGCUACAGCUUUCAAUCUAGCUCUGCAUAAUGAAGGAAGGCAAAAAUUGAAGAUUUUAAAUGUGACAUAUGUUUCACCCAAAGACAUAAAAUACCACAAAGGAACAAGCGUAGCUCACACAGAUUUUAAUGAAAAGCUAUAUUAUUGUUGGAGGAUUUGUUUAAAUGCUUCAUUUGGUUGUUUCAAUUAUUGUGAAUCGCCCUGGGAUCAAUUAACAACAGGCAAUAUAGGAAAUCCCACAAAUAAAUAAAUAGGGUAAUUAUUAACUCGCCUAGUAUGUGUACAUACUACCACAAUUCAGCAAAGGUCUGAAAUAAAUGGUAAGGUCCUGAUUUAAUUUGUUUGCUACUAAUUUCAAGAAAGCUGCUAUUAUUUUGGUGCAAAGGCAAAAUAAGGUUAUAGCAAGAGGUUUUUUUCUUCUUUCUUUUUUUAAAUCAAUAUUUAUUUAUUUGAAUUAAAAAAUGUCAAAACGCAAUGACAUUUACUACAGACACAAAACGAGAAAAUAAAAAAGAAAGAAUAUAAGAAGAGAGCAAAAGAGAAAGAAAAAACAAAAAAAACCCCAUAAUACUAUACAUUUCAUAUAUGUAAAUGCCAUAUAUUUUUUGUGAGUUUGUAAAUAUGCAAGAGGUUUUUUUCCAGAUAGUUUGUGUGAUGCUCAUAAGCACAUAUUUCAACACUAAAUAAAAUAGAUGCGCUAACCCCAAAACAUUAUUGUUAUCAUCAACUUCAUUACCACCUUGACAUCCAAUUUGGUCUCUAGCCGCAGUGCAUAGCUUGGGAGUGGGAAAAUGCCUUCCUAUCCAUCUUGUGGUGUAACCGUAGCUAAGGAGGCUGUUGACUCUUAGUACCUGGAUAACAGAUCAGCAUCUCACUGUCAAGUUUCCCCACAUGUGUUCACAAUGUCAAGCCGGCUCACUGCCUGACUGAUGGCCCCUCCAGCUGCCUCUGUGAACAUUGUAUGGGGCAAGGUGUGCACUCUGCCCCAAUUUCCCAUCUGUAAUAUGGGAACUGCCAUAUGACCUACUUAGCAGUUGUUUUGAAGGCAAAUGCUGUGAAGAUCAAAGACCACUCUGCAAAUUACCUGAAGGAAAGGUAACAUAGAAAAAUCCAUUAGUAGAAAUGGUUCUGUACACCUGAGCCUGCUCACCAGCACCCACCUCUUCGGCAGGUCGAUAAUCGCUCUAGUUUAUCAAAGCUGCUGGUUAUCUUGUUUGGAAAUUCAGGAAAUAGAAGCCAUGUUACAAGUUUUUUUUCCCACUGCAGUACCAUUACUACUGCUGAUGAGACGAGCCUCAAGGUAAAAAAAUAAAAAAGUAAAUAAACUCUCAGCAGGUAAUAUUGCCACCCAACUCGAUAGAGACAAGAACAAGAUUGGACAGUUAAUUUGCAAGAAGAUGGAUGGAAGUAAUUCGGGAUGAAAGAAUCAUAGGACCAUCAACAAUUUAACAUGUAGACACCAGAGAUGAAAAUACUAUGAAAGAAAAUCUCAAAGGGAUUUUUAUCACCUGUCUUAGAAACUUGUGUAUGUAGAUGCUGUUGAAAAGUUCUCUCUGUCCACACCAUUCAUAAUUUUUAUGCCUGUCAUGUCUCCAACACCAUUGCUCAGUUUCCCCCUAAACUAAUAAGUCAAAAAUGUUGGUUGCUCCAGCCACGGGAUCAUUUUGGUUGCCCUUUUGUGCAGCUUUUCCAGCAAAACAGUAUCCUUCUGAAAUAGAACAGCUUUCACCUGACAUCUCAAACCUGCUUGAUUUCUAAUGGAAGGGAGUUCCAUGGAGUUGGGCCCACAACACUCAAGGCGUGGCUCCUUGUUGACACAAGUCAUGCUUCUGGACUACAGAAGACCAACUAAUAAUGUUCUCCCAAAUGAUCGCGGUAAUUUACUUGGGACAUAUGGGGUAAGGUGGUCAUUAAAAGCACCACAGACCAAAUCUUCUAGAGCAAAGCUAAAGGUAGCCUGACAUACAGCGUGUUGUCAUAAUCCAGACUUGAGGUUACCAAUGCAUGGGCUACAUCAGUGGCCGCAGCUGAAGUGGAUCAAUGGCAUCCCUAGCCUCUGAGACAACCUGUUUAUGCUUUCUUGGUGGGGCAGAGAUUGUCUUCUGUUGUGUUGUCAACUAUCAAGGAAGCCUGUGGAUUCAGAUUUAAGCACAUGUAGGCUCAUUAUCAUUAAUUACUGUUGGCCUUGCACACAAUCAUCUUAAGGCAUUCACCCAGCUGGGAAAGCCUGUCGGGACAAGAAGUGUCUUCAGCUGCUUCCAGAAAGUGGAGAUAAUGGGUGCCUAUUUUGACAGAAAUGUUAUUCUACAGUACAGGGGCAGUCAUACUGAAAGUCCUUCUCUGAGUUACUGGAGUAUCGGCUUCUGAGAUUUGUGAAAUUUGCCAUAGAAGCUUUCCUGCAGACCAUUGGGUUUAAGGUAGUGUCUCAAGUCACCUGGUCCUGAGCUGUAGAUUUUAGUACCAACACCUUGGACUUGACCCAGUAGCAAAUCGGCAGCCAGUGAAAAUCCUGCAAUCAAUACGUUAUAUGCUGGUGGUAAUUUGUCCCCACAAGCAACCUAGCUUCCAUGUUCUGCACCACCUGUAGCCUCAGGACCAACCCCAAGGGUGGCCCCACAAAAAGUCCUUUGUUGUAAUCCAACUGUGUUGUUAAAGUUGAAUUUGGAAUUGGUCAGGUCCAGGUGUAAAAUGCAUUUUGCUUGUCUUCCCACCUCUACUCCUUUCUGAAUUAACACCCCUGUUCUUGAAUUUAUCCAGACAAGUUAGAAAUGUGAACAUUCUUUGUUCGAUAUGAAGGCUUCCCCCAGAGAGAACUUUCCAAAUAGCAUUUUCUUUUUCCUUUUAAACAUGUGUGGUAUAAACCCCCUGGCAACGUGCGGGUUGCCAUAAUUUCACAUAUCGAUUGCUUCCUCCCAAACUCUGGCCCAUUUAUUGUACUGCUGAGGAUAAAAAUGGCAGCUUGAUGCAAUAAGACUGUAGAAAGAAUUCCCCAGAAUAGGCUUUUAUUAUAUUUAAUUCUUCCCUGUGGUUUUUAAACAAAUCAAUAAAUAGCCGACACAUGGCUUCAUCCCCCCCUCCCCCAGUGUUUUGGCUUACGUUUGCUGUGUUUUUUCAACACCAUGUGGCAAUGACAGCCUCUGGGAUACUAAUCAUAUCCAUUUACAAGCUACACAAAUGUCUCAUGGAAAUGGCAAGAAUAUGCUGCACUAAAAGAGAUGGGGGGGAGGCAGGGAAGGGACACUUUGGUUGAGAACUGAAUACAACAGGCAUGUCCAACUUCCAAGAGACUGUGAUCAACUCCCACUAUAAAUAAACUGGCAGUGAUCUACCUAUUGGAUUGACCACAGUUAGUUGCUGAGUUUUUUGGGGGGUGGGGAAUGACCAGAGUUGAUGAGCUUAUUUGGGGAGGAAUAACCAGAGUUGUUGAGCUUUUUUCACCAAAAGUUCGACCAUGAUCGACCACAGACACCCCGCGAUCAACCGGUAGGUAGAUUGCGAUCGACCUGUUGGACAUGCCUAGAAUACAAGAAUCUUUGCAGCAGAAAUUGCAGGCACUGUUGGCAGAAUAGCAACAUGAGAAAUUCUGAUUAUAUUGGGAGUCCUGCAUAAUAAACCCUAAACCACUUACCCUGAUACUUCUUUUCCAAAGGAAUUGCAGGAGCUCAAAUGGACUGCUUAGCCUUCCCUCUAAUAACAAACUCCAGGGGCAACAGAAGUGCAGCCCAUAGCAGGUCUCCAACAAAAGGGUGGCAUCACCAUGCUUAAGGGAAUACUGAGGUUUGAGAAAGUAAUUUUUGAAUAAAACUUCUAAAGCAGGAGUGGAGAGUCUGCAGCCCACAAGCCAGCUUUGGCCUGUCACAGGUCCCAGCUUGGCCCACAAGGUUGUUUUCCCCCAACCAUGGCCACUUUCCCCAUACCUGAUGGCAGGCGGAGAUGCGGCUGAAUCAGCUGCUUAUCAGAGUUCACUGCAGGGAACUUGAUCACACAGGCAAUCCCUGCAGAAAGUCAUCACUCAUCCUUCAAAACUCACACUUCUCCAGAUAUUGCAAUGCAUUUCUUCAACUAGGUAACGCAUACAUGUGUGAAGAUUCAUAUACUGUACAUGCAUUUAUUUGUGAACAACAUACAAAAAAAUAAAAAUGUUACAUUGAGAAAAUUUGCUUAGCAAAAACAUGUAUAGAGCAAAAAUUGGUUCCAGAAAUGUGUCUUAUUAGGAGACUUUUUCAUGAGGUCUGUUUCAUUUAUUAUUAUUAUUAUUAUUAUUAUUAUUAAUUAUUAUUGAAAACUGAUGUGGAGAACCAAACUUAAGAAUGGAAAAACAAGAAACGGAGAGAAACAGAAAUGGAUAUAUUCAACCCUCACUAAGCAUGUGACUCUCAAGAUUGACUCUUUUCAGUAUUGCUGCUGCUCAGUCUUGGGUUAUCAGCUGUUCGAUGCCCUUCUGUGCAGAUCCGCUGCGCCACUCGUGUGUGCCAAGUGCCGCACUCAUCCUGGAAGACCUGCCAUCUCCUUUGAAGUGGGUCAUUUGACGUGGCGCUUAGAAAGACGCGAGCGUAGGGUGGUUUAAUGAAAUGUGGAAUGUGAAAGAAUUCACCUGCAGCUGUUCCUACUUGAAGCUACAAUUUUCCCCCCACUGAUGGUAUGUCAUAAAGUGUCAGUCCUAAUUAGAAACUUUCCUCACUCUAGAGUUAAUUAAUUCAGUUGCACGACGCUCCGCACGGCUCCUUUUCCUCCCCUGUGGGAUGCGAAAGAAGAAAGAGUACCAUCUCGUCUCCCUGCCUCCCUCCUUCAUAUUAAGAGAAGGGAGCAAAUGCCCCCCCUCCAGUUAAAUCAGAAUGAAGUGCAGGCAUUUAAGACAUGUUUUUGUUCAGUGCAGCAAGACUCCCAUCUGCCAGAAAGCAUAUUGAUUGCUCUUUAAGGGGAACUUGGGAAGCAUUUUCCUGGGAUACACAGGCAUCUGCGUGGAAGAAGUGAGUGUGGUAAAUGUAAUAGUGUUCGGAUGCCCUUAUAAAUCUCUUCUUUGUAACUCCAUUCAACAGAAUUGUACUCACAUUUUGUUCCAGAGUUGAAACAUCAGUUCCGCUCAUGGAUUGCUUGAAUGUAGGGCAGGAGCAGGGCUGUGUCAAAGUCUGCACAUUUAUGCAAUUAUCUUUAUUUGUCUGAGCAAUUUAUAAUAAAUCUCUAAGCGGUUUACAAAAACACAAUACAGAAAAAUCAGUUAAAUCUAUAAAAUCAGACUUUAGUUAAAAUGCUUGCUUGCAAAAAAAGAAGUCCUCAGUAGACACCAGAGGUUCAGGAAGGAGGGAAGCCUCUUGUCCCCCAACUGGAAGGGCAUUGUGUAAAAUUGAGCCCACAAUACUAAACACACAGCUCCUGUUGUGUUCAAACUGUGCAUCCAAGCGCCGGGGGAGAGGCCUCUUAACAGUGACUCCCCCAAAGAACUCAGUGAUUAGGCAGGGAUAUAUGGGAUUAGCUGGCUGUUGAGGUAUCCUGGACUCAAAUUGUUAAGGGCCUUGUAAAUUAAUACAUGAACGUAGAAGCAUUGAGUAUGGUCAUUGGCAAAGGAACCCCUUUGUGUGAGCAGGUGCUUCUGUAUAAGGCAGCUUCCUAUGUCCCUAUAUGUUUGGAGUUUUGUGUGUUUGGCUGCUUGCCAGGGACUGCAAAGGGAGGGUAUUGCAAAAACACGGCAUUUGUCAAUUGCCCCAGCAAGCCACCAGUCCAUUUGGAUUGGUUCUCAUUCCUUAGAAGAAGCUGCCUCUUAGUGCCCUUGCCUUAUUGCUUGAUAGCCACAUUGUAAAUCUUAUUUUUCUGUGGUUUCUUUUUGUUUCUCCCCUUCUGCAGACAUACAAGUUAUUUUCAUGGCUUCUGUCUCUUUUGAAUAUGUAUUUUGAAAAGACAUAAAUGAAAGUAUUGCUCUCCCGUUCAAAGAAAAAAAUGGGGGGGGGAGGAAGGACUAUUGUAAUGCCACUUGCAUUCAGAAAUAUUCAGAAUUGUAGCAAACAAUGUUCUGAAUAUUUCACAUUGCAGAUUUGGAUCUGAAGAACUGAAGAGAGAAUUCCUUGCCCCAAGUAUAGCUGGAGAUGUUGUGGCUUGCUUAGGAGUCAGUGAACCUGGUGCAGGCUCAGAUGUUGCAAGUAAGUAAAUAGACGAUGUUUAGGAUUUUUAUAAGACGUGUAAGCUGGUGUUCAUUUCAUCAUGUUUUUGGAUCUUGUCCUCCAAGUUCCUCAGGGUGACACACACACAAUCCCUCUGCCCCGCACAGACAACACAGAAACUUUAAUUUUGCGAGAUGGUGAUUGGCCCAAGAUCACCCAGUAAACUGUGUUUACAUUCUCAGUUUCACAAAUGUGCAGGAGAUUAAGCUGCUAGUUGCUAUGCUAUAGGGCAUGGACGAGUAACCUUUUCUGUCACAUUCUCUCCAAGGCAGUCUGUCAAGGGCUGCAUGCCACUGAUAGGUGGAGCCAUACUUAAAGUGGGAGGGACCACUGCUUUCCCCUCCCUCUUCCUCCAUGUCUAGCGGCUGCAGUGGGGAGAGCAGAUCACUCUUGCCAGAGCUGCGACUUACCAGCUUGCAGAGGGCUAUUGAAAUUACACAAAAUUGGGUCCCUGGGUAUGGAAAGGAUUUUCUGCAAGUGGGCUUCCUGAGCUGGUGGCGACAAGGGUUCCUCAUCAGGGUUGUGGAUCAUAAUCUUACAGCAUUUGGGACAUUUUGUGCUGUUACGAAAAAGCUUUGCAGAAUGGGCUCUUGCGGGGGGAAAGGGCCUAGUGUUUUGUAUGAUAUUGCAAUGCAAAUGGCAACAUGUGGGGCUGCCCCUGAGGUUGGUUCAGAAACUGCAGCUAGUGAAGAAUGCUCAACUCAGCUCACUAGGGCAGACUAUAACCAUCGUGUUACACCACUGCUGAAAUAAUUGCACUGACUGCCAGUUAGCUACUAGGCUAAGUUCCAGUAUGCUGGUGCUGUUGCACAAAGCCCUGUGCAGCCUGAAAAGAUUUUUUAGACCUCUUAUUUCUGGAACAGGUACACCUAACAACUUAUUUACUUUUGAAUAGGCAUCAAGACGAAGGCUGUAAGAAAAGGAGACGACUAUAUUAUAAAUGGUGGCAAAAUGUGGAUUACAUCUGGUUGUCAGGCAGAUUGGAUGUGCUUGCUGGCAAACACUAGUGACGGACCACCUCACAGAAACAAAUCUCUUCUGUGUCUGCCGAUGAAGCUACCUGGUAAUAAAAAGGGUGUCUUUGUGAGUGUCUGUGAAGGCGCAUGCGGCCACCAACUUGCUGAAGCUAAGCAGGUCCGGGUCUGGCCUGUGCCUGGAUGGGUGACUGCCUGGGAACUGCAAGUCUGCUGCCUUCAGUUCCAUGAUGCAACAAAGGCAGGAUGCAAAUGUAAUAAAUUAUAUGGGGAAAUGGCAGUAGUACCAAAAAUUGGAGGGCUGGAACAUCUUCUGCUCUGACCUCCCUAACCUGUCCUUCCAUCCUCAAAUGAAAACAGUGUUGCCUGGAAAUGAGAUACUCUCUUAAAGUAAUCAAUCACAUUUGAGAGAGGCUAAAUGAUAUGUCAUGGUUUGAAAGUCGCGGGGGGAAAGAAUGAGAAAUGGGAACGAAAGUAAAGUAAAUAUUUUAUGCAUAGUCUCUACCCCUUCCCUCACCCCAAGCAGCGGAAAUUUAAAACCAUCUUUCUCUUAGAAAUGUGUUUGAUGUGGAAACUUGUAACCUAUUGUAGGAAUAGAUAAGGAACCCACAGAUUUCUAUUUUCUUAAAAAAAAAAAAAACUUGUAAAAACACGGCUUGAAACAUCCAAACACGCUGAACAAUAGUGCUAUCAAUCUAGUAUGUCUUGGAGAACGGUCACCAAAGCUACAGCCAGGAGAUAGAUAGAUAGAUAUAUUUCUUUGCUGUAUAAACUGUUUUUGUUGCUUAACUUCAUUAGGUGACCUGGAAACCUGAUGGCCAGAAUCCCAACUUUCCACCCAUGAAUUUAAAACAGUUCAUGAAAUAGGCUUUACUGCCUUACCUUUUCCCUUUCUGCAACCCCCUCACCUCCCUUCCUACAAAUCUGCUCCUGGGAACUGGAGGCGGCUUGGGAGUGAUGUGGGAUAUGGUGGAGGUCGGGGCUUCAGGUGAAACGGCUGUUUGUAGAAAUUGCUUCCCCCCGACACUUUGCAGUCGACAAAGGAGCAAUUUGGGGUCCAAACCAAUGAAAACCCAGAGCCAUCAUCAUCUUUCUUUACAAAAUAUGGUUGAAGCUGGGGUCAGUUUAAUAUGUCCAAAGACAUAUACAGUGGUACCUCAGGUUACAGACACUUCAGGUUACAGACGCUUCAGGUUACAGACUCCGCAAACCCAGAAAUAGUGCCUCGGGUUAAGAACUUUGCUUCAGGUUGAGAACAGAAAUCGUGCGGCGGCAGCGUGGCGGCAGCUGGAGGCCCCAUUAGCUAAAGUGGUGCUUCAGGUUAAGAACAGUUUCAGGUUAAGAAUGGACCUCUGGAAUGAAUUAAGUUCUUAACCCAAGGUACCACUGUAUGUAGAGUUGAGAUUGGCAAUGACAAUUGAAAAGCACACAGAGCUGAAACUUUCUUCUUCAGCUCUGCGUAGUUUUCAUGGGAGAAAGAGACAACCACUCUCAGCAUCUCAUGAUGCUGUGAGGCAGCGAGGGGGAUCUCAGAGACUUUGUGGACAACUGGUGAAGGCCUCCAGGUCAACUUAAGGAUAAGCAGAUAGUUGUGGCCGAUUUCGAUAGGAACAGACCAUCGUAGGGUUUCCUGCAUCAGAGUCAGUAUGUUUUCUGCAUGGGAAAAUUACUGUUCUCCCCCCAGAUAAGACUGGAAUUUCCAUUGUCGGCACUGCCCACAAUCUCAGAUGAAAAUAUUUCCAUUUAUUAUUAAAGGACUUUUGUUCCAUUAACUGCUCCUUUUCCGUUAAAAGAACAAACCAACAAACUUCUCACGCAUCUUCAGGGCUGACCCCUCCCCUCUUCUGCAUUGGAGAAGGACAGGUGGAAUCCGCAACGAAAUGUUGCAGCAUGCAGUGCCUCUGUUCAGGGUUCCAUUAACGCUACCACCAUCCCACAAUGGUCUGUCAGCAUUCUGUGACCAUUGAGCACCCCCAGUUCUCAUUAGGCUGGCUUUGGAGUUUUCUCCUUCCUCCUUAGUGCCCCCCCCCGCCCUCAAUAUUUUUUGCACUUCUGUAAACCUUGGGUUCCACCCCACCCCUCAAACCUGCUAAUAUCUUCCCUUGCGUGUGGGUGGUGCUGUUUUGGCUACAUAAAUAAACAGCACCCACUGCCUGAACAUGCAAAUGGAAGGAAUGAUAAUACCGUGACUGAGAUCAAUUAAAAUUUAUGUGAACUGAGUUUAUGGACUUCACCAAAAUUUAGUCUGGUCAUAACAGAGCUAAACUUGCAGCCCAUUUGUUUUUUCUUUUAAAAGUGACCAGUAAUCCUGAAUUAUUUCUUCUUUGUUUUGUUCCUAACCAGGGUGAAAUACCUCUCUUAGGUUUUUGAACCUCACUGAAUCCAGCUGCUUUGAUUAUCAUUCUGUAGACUUUUGUUUCCUUUAGAAUUACAAAUGUGCGUGCAGUUCUAACCAAGCGGCCUUAGAAACAUAACAAAUUAGGACUUUGCUACGCAGCCAAGAUUCAGAAACUUAUUUGAAUUUGGAAUCUGGAGGAUGUUUUCAGUCAUGCUUUCGUUUUUCCAUGCGUCACUGUGAACUCCACUCUGCUAAUGGGCUUAAUUACACACGCAAGAUUGAAACAUUAAGUGGAAGAGCCCUAGAGGCUCAUGGGAUUAAAUAGGGAGGGGGAAACCAUGUACACUGCCUCCAGCUCCUUGGGGGAACCCCGGGAGGCUGUUAGCAGCAGGAGUGAAUGAUGCUGAGCUAGGCAGACCAAUGGCUUGACUUGGUUUAAGGCAGCUAGCUUCCAUAUAGUCCGACACAUAGCUGCUUAUCCCUGCCAUGCCAACACAUGGUUAAAAAGAGAAGAAAGCCCAGGAUAAUUCCGCAGCCUUGUUUUGCUGACUGUCUCGGGUCAUGUGACCUUGAAGAAAAUAGCAUUUAUCUAUUUCAUUCUGACCUCCACCCAGCAAAGAGAACAAAGAUGAAAUUUCCCCUUCUCUCAACCCACUCCUUCCCAUUUUCUCCAAAUGCUUUUCUUUUCUUUUUAAAAAGCUCACUUAUCCUGGAAUGACCUGAGGUUAAUUGUUGCGGGUGUUUUGCUCUCAGAACCAUAUUCUGGAUGGGAAUGGAGGGUACAUUCUCAAGGGUUUAGAUACUUGAAUGACGCUCUGAAAGACUGAACAAAUUUCAUACUAAUUCUCUGUAAUUUUUUUUACAUGUUUUGUUUCCUUUAUUAAUCAAGAUUCUAACGUUUUACCAUAAUAAGCAACCUGGACAGUUUUGACAUUUUUCACUUUAAAAUUCAGCUUACUCUCAUUAGGAAGCUGUUCCUGUUUUCAGGAUUAUGAAAAGCAAGACCUUUUUUAAAUCUUGAGAAUUCUGAUUUGCUGAUUAACAACAGCACCACCGCUUUUACAGAUGAGGUAGAAAUGGAAGUAUUUACCUUAUCUUGGGGUUUUUUAAAUACACACACACUUGCAUGUGUUCUUAAAUUUUAAAAUCUUAUGUGUUUAAAAAGGAAGACUCUUGGUUAUACCUUUUAAAAAGAAAAUACCACGGUACGUUUGGGACUAAUUGUUUCCUGUCACUUUUUCCACGAACCCUUAUUUUUAGGUGUUCACAUUGCUAAGAAAAUCGACAAGAUGGGCAUGCGGUCAUCCGACACGGCACAAAUCUUUUUUGAAGAUGUCAGAGUUCCCAGAAAAUACCUCAUUGGGGAGGAAGGAAUGGGCUUUACAUACCAGAUGUUGCAAUUCCAAGAGGAGCGAAUGUGGGGAGUAGCCAGCAGUAAGUCCUCUGGGCAGUGAUAAAGCCUGUCCCUUACAUAACAACUUACAAAAUGCAUUUUAGUGGUAGAUCACAGCCAUAUCUUGAUGGGCAUUUUUGCUGAACACCAAAUACUUUGGUAUGCGCUGGCAAAGUCAGUUUUUUCCUCCCUUCUGCAUCCUUGCAUCCCAGAAAAAUGCAUAAAUGAAAGUUCAACAAGCAGGAGUCCACAAAUGGAACAAAAAGUUCCAUUUCUGACUCAGUAAGAGGCAGCUCCCUAUGUUCUUAUAAGUUAGCGGUUGUAAAUUUUCCAGAGGGCCUUUCAGAACUCAGCUGUACAUGCUUAUUAUGAAAAGGUCCUCCUAGAAAAUGUGUAGAAUUUUCUUGCACUUAAUCUUACCCUCUGCUUCGCUCAGCACCCAAAAUAAUAUGAAAUUAACAUUUUUUUCUUUCCUUAACUAGGAUUUUUAGUGCAUUUGUUAUAACCCAUAUAGCACUGCCAUCUGCUUCACAAUGCUGUUACGAUGGAUUAAAAAAGCAAAACCCAAACUCCCUGUUGGAAAUGCCAUUUUCUUAAUUUUAUUAUAGAGAUCACUUUCAUAUGUUCUUAUAAUAAGUGCAACAAAUUAAUGUUUGAAUUCUGCUUCUGCAGUACUUAUGUGAAACAAAGUAUUAUUGGGUUGCUGCCAACCAGCUUCUACUCAGAGCAGACCUAUUGAAAUUAAUAGACCUACUUUAGCCAUGCCAAUUAAUUUCAGUGGGCCUGUUCUGACUAUGCCCAGCUUUGCAUACAACCCAUUUUAUUGAUUCAUAAAGGUAAAGGUACCCCUGCCCGUACGGGCCAGUCGUGUCCGACUCUGGGGUUGCGCGCCCAUCUCGCUUAAGAGGCCGGGGGCCAGCGCUGUCCGGAGACACUUCCGGGUCACGUGGCCAGUGUGACGAAGCUGCUCUGGCGAGCCAGCACCAGCGCAGCACACGGAAACGCAGUUUACCUUCCUGCUAUAAAGCGGUCCCUAUUUAUCUACUUGCACUUAGGGGUGCUUUCGAACUGCUAGGUGGGCAGGAGCUGGGACCGAACGAUGGGAGCUCACCCUGCCGCGGGGAUUCGAACCGCCGACCAUACGAUCGGCAAGUCCUAGGCGCUGAGGUUUUUACCCACAGCGCCACCCGCAUCCCCUAUUGAUUCAUAUAUACUGCCUAAUGUCAAGGUAGCAUUCAAGAGGUUUGUAAAACAUGAAAACCAAUUACACAACAUUGUUUAAAUACAAAACAAUUAGAAAUACACCAGGCUGUUAAAACAGCAUGGCAGUUAAAGCAGGAGACUUUCAUGAAGAGACCAAGGGAAUGCCUGCAUUCCAAUCUCUGCUAAUUCCCCCUUGUUUUAUUUAUACUGUAUUCCACCUUUCUUCCAAAGCACGCAAGGCAGUUUGCAAAUUGAAAUAAACCUAUGGUUUGAAAUACAGAUUAACACUUGUAAAAGGUGUGAAAUACAGAUUAACACUUGUAAAAGGCUUGCCGAUCAGGUGGUCGGUGGUUCGAAUCCCCGCAAUGGAGUGAACUCCCAUUGCUCUGUCCCAGCUUCUGCCAACCUAGCAGUUCGAAAGAAUGCCAGUGCAAGUAGAUAAAUAGGUACCGCUCCAGUGGGAAGGUAAAUGGUGUUUCCAUGCGCUUUGCUUUCCAUCACAGUGUUCCGUUGUGCCAGAAGCGGUUUAGUCAUGCUGGCCACAUGACCCAGAAAGCUGUCUGUGGACAAAUGCCGGCUCCCUUGGCCUGAAAGCGAGAUGAGUGCCACAGCCCCAUAGUCGCCUUUGACUGGACUUAACUGCCCAGGGGUCCUUUACCUUUUACCACUUGUGCAACUCCUUCCCCACAGAGGUGCGUCUGGCACCUUCCUUAUACAGCUUCCAGCAAAUGCUGAAUAUACAUACCUCUUUAUCCUGGCUUAUGAAACUUCAGUUGCAUAUUUUUAGGACACACUUUCUUUUUAUUUUCAGGUAGGUAGACGUGUUGGUCUGACGCAGUCAAAAUAAACAAAAAAAAUUGUCCAGUAGCACCUUAGAGACCAUCUGAAGAAGUGUGCAUACCCAGAACAAACUUAGUUGGUCUCUAAGGUGCUACUGGACAAUGUUUUUUAUUUAUUUUGACCUAUUUAUGUUGUUUUAAACCAUUUUUAAUACUCAUGCAGUCAUAGAAUUGUAGAGUUGAAAAGGGAUCCUCCGGGUCAUCUAGUCCAAGAAUGCAGGAAUCUCAACACAAAGCCCCCCCACCCAAUUUGAAACCAUACCAGACCCUGCUUAGCUCUUCAAAUGUGCCAGCAAUUGUACUGCUGCACCGCUAGGAGGACUACUGUGUUAUAACAUUGUAACCCACCCUGGGAUCUUGAGAGCAAACAGCAGGUAAUUAAAAAUAAUAAUUCUAUCGGGGCACACAGGUCUUAAAUAUUUUAUUCAUUUUGAAAAUUUAUAAACCAUUUGAUAAAAAAUAAAAUUAUCCAAGCGGUAUACAAGUGCAGUUAUAUAUAGAACAGUACCUCAGUAGAGCAUGAGACUUAAUCUCAUGGUCAUGGGUUCAAGUGCCACACUGGGCAAGAGAUUUCUGUGUUGCAGGGGGGUUGGACUCCAUGACCCUCGUGGUCCCUUCCAAUUCUACUAUUCUAUGAUUAACAUGACAAAAAUAUACAAACCAAUCAAAAGCAUAUACAAUAUCAGCCAGACAUUUAAGUAUAAUGUCUGGAUAGGUUUUCUGAGACAGAAGUUUCUUCAGCCACUGCCUAGACCAGCAGAGUGAAGGUGCCUGUUUGAUGUCAGGAGGGACCCAGGGGACAUGGCGCUGCCACAACAUCCUGGACAAAGUGAAGCCUGAGUUUGCUAAGUGAGCUGUAAAAUAGCAACAAAGCAACUUCAGCUUGAGAAGCUGAAUAUGUUUUCACAUGAAUGCUGGGAAUAACUAUUUUUGGCUAGACAUUUGUUGUGCGGAAGCAGCAGGGGGAAUUGAAAAUGGCAGGCAGUGUCAAAUGUUCACAGAGGCACAGUAACACUUAAGAGUCAUUUUCCUUCAGUGUUACGCUGAGAACUCGUCUAGGACAUGAAAACGUCUUAACAAAGGAAGGUUUCCAGUUGCUUUGCAACUAAUGGAUUCUUAAGCACUAACGCUGAAGAUUAAGCGGAUUUCUCUCCCUUCUCAACCCUUGAAAACAGUUUUGCCACUGUGAUGGUUUAUAAAGUGGUGUUUGCUGUGGCUCAGUGGGAAUAGGAUUUGGCUGAGAUUCCUGGGGUGAAUUCUUGGUGAACAAAGUACUGUAAGCUCUAUUUCGUCGCAAUCCAGAGUCCCACAGAAGCUCUAACACACAUGCAAAGCUCCUCACAAGCUUCUUUUCUGUGUCAGAAAACACCGCACAAAUGUCGUCAUCUUGUGUGAAAGGUGGAGCGUUCUGCAAGACUGAAGUGUGAGGAGCAGUUGCCGUUCUCAUAGAGUGAUGGACCCAUUCACGUUCUACUUUGGGGGGAGAAGGGGGAAUCUCAAGCCAGUAAGAGUCUUGGAUAUGGGCCUUGCCCCUCGCCAUGGGAUAAAAGUUACAACCAAACCAGAGUGCAACCACAUUUUAUUUGAGUAUGAAAUGUAACUCAUGCAAUGAAAGAAAAAGGGAGUUUUUUGGGGGUUGCGUGUGCAUCUGUGUGUGUGAGGAGUGACAGUGAGAGAGAAAGAGAGGUGGGGAGAGAGGAAAAGAAAGGAGUAACAAUGUUCAAAUAGACACAGUAUAUCCUGAUUCACUUUCCCCACAUUAAGAGCGUUGCUUGAAAGUAUUGGACUCUUCCCACGUGGACUGUUCCCUUAGAACUGUUAACAGGUGAACACGCCUAUACACAGGUGUACAUUGGAUUCCCCCAUCCCCUUGGGUCUCUCAGAGCUGCUAGCGUGAGCCAUGGGGUGUUAAGUGCCAUUUCCAGGCAGUAAACACCAUAGAGCACAGUAGGACUUAUUUUCAAGGAAACACGUGCUGUAAGUAAAUUAAUACCUUAGUGAUCCAUUCCAAGACAUAUGACAUAAAAUGUCCUUUAAAGCUGUUUCCAAACACUAACUUGUUUGGAGGUUGCAAGUUAAUCUACCCUGAAUUGGUGAAUCAGGCUCUCUGUGAAUGAACAUUAUUGUUUGUUGCUUGAGGACUUUCAUGAGCGAACGGGUUGUCACAGGUGAAACUUUCAUUUUUUCCUCUCAUCAUCUUACCCACAAUGCUUUUCAGUGGUCCAUUCACAGAAACACCUGUGAAGAAGAGCAAUGGAACGAUGCACAUGGGUGUGUGAACUAAGUCGGAACGAAGCCAUCAUUGUUUAACCACAGGCUCUAGGGCCACACACACACACACACGACCAUAUUUACCCUUGUCAUUAGGGCCACUUCUCCGGUAAAAUACAAAGGGUUAGGGUUCAUAACCUUUGUGGAAAAGUCAUUAAUUAAACUCACUUCCUCUUUCGUUCUCCAAUUCCUAUAGUUUUGAUGCCACUGGAAAAUGCGAUACAAGAGACGGUUGAUUAUACUCGCCAGCGUAAGGCAUUCAACCAGCCAAUACUUCAUAACCAAACAGUGCACUUUCGUCUGGCAGAAUUAGCGACGGAGGUGGAACUCCUUCGAUCUUUACUCUAUCGGGCUAUUGGUAAGUGGAUUGAAGUUUUGCUUCAGAUAUCUGCUUGACCGGGGAGAGAUUCCCACCCUCAACUUUCCAAAGCAGAUUUUGAGGGUCCUCGGGAGACUGCAGGCUGGAGGAGAAGGUGAAGUCCUGUUGUGCAAGCCGGAGUCUGUUACAUUCAUGCACAGACAGUAUUGGGGGGCACCCCCCACACUAUUUUGUUAGGAUUUAUCUGCUUGUUGGAUCAGAUCAAAGGCCCAGCUCAUGCACAUCCAGCCAGAUGCCUCUGGGAAGCCCACAAGCAGGACAUGAGCUCAGUACCACUCUCCCCACCUGUGAAUCCCAGCAAGCGGUAUUCAGACAUACCACCUUUGACGCUGGAAGUAAUGCAUAGCCAUUAUGGCUAGGAGCAAUCGAUAGCCUUAUCAUCCAUGGAGACACAUUAAGCCACCAUCUUGCUGAAGCUAAGCAGGUCUGGCUGUGGUCUCUGCUUGGAUGGAACUGCAAGUAUGCCGCCUUGGGUUCCAUGAUGGAAGAAAGACAUAUAAACUAUAAAACCUAACAAACAAAAUAUCCAUAUAGGUAUUCUUAAAAUGCAUUCUUUAUGUCUUUUUCUAUUAUAGCUCUGUAUAUCUGUGGCAAUGAUGUGACCAAAUUUGCAUCCAUGGCUAAAUUAAAGGCAGGGCGUCUGGCUCGGGAGUUAACAGAUAGUUGUCUCCAGUUCUGGGGAGGAAUGGGGUUCACUAAUGAGGUGCUGGUGAGCAGACUGUACAGGUGAGUGAAUACUCUAUGAUCAAUAUAUAGAUAGAAGAAAUAACUUUUGAUUUAAAUGUUUUGUUUCUUAGAAUGCAUACCACUGGUAAUUUUUUUAAUUGCUAAAUGAGGUUUAAUGGUUUGCGGCAAGGUGUGGUAUGCUUGGAGUUAAUAUAAAUAUGGGGAAGGUAUCUUUAUUACGUUAUUACAUCCAUGCAUCCAACAUAUUUCUUCACAACCCUGUUUUAACCAGUACAUCACAAUUUGAUAUUUUAAGCUCAAUUGAUGCAAUUCAGAAAAGUGUAUACACACACACGAGACCCCUGCUAAAUAGGCAAGCCGCUGUUUAGUUCAAAUGUUUAUUAUUACAGUCAAUGGCCAGCAUUAAGAAACCAGGGUAAGGAGUACAUAGAACAUAUUAUCCAUAUGUAUAUAAGAAGGGGGGAAAUGAAAUAAAACAAAGUAAUAAAAGUAGCAUAAAAUGAAUUAAAAUGGUCAUCAGCAUUAAAAAAAUUAACAACAGUUCCUGGCGUGUGUUGCUUUCUGCAACACAGUACUUUGCCACCCUAAGAGUGAUUGAUGCAUUUUGGUCUGAGAGAAGGAGGACCUAAAAAUGCAUCUGAUUGACCUGGCAGAUAAGAGGGGUUCAGUGAAGUUUCAGCAGAUCUCCAUAAACAGAGCAGUGUGGGAGGACAUGGGUUGCCAACUCAACCUCUCCAGAAGCACAUGGGCACUUGCAGUCUUGGUAGCUUGCCUCCAGCAUUGCUGAGGGAAUAGCAUUUAGGCAUGCCAGAAUGAAAGCUCCGCAAUGCUUUUUGACCUAGAGUAUAGAGAGUUGGCGUAUUGAGUGGCUGGAGUGCUCUGUCAGUCAGUGUGGUUGGAGGUUGAACCUAAAUUGCGCUGCCAUUCAACAUCUUACAGUAGGCCGUUUGAGAGCCACUCCAGCCUUUUCAUGUCCCAGAGGGAUGAGGGAGCCCAGGGAUAAUCCAUAUAGCUGGCAUUUGUGGGUUGGCUUAACCCAUACAGACUGAAAGCCAUCCUGAAGGGUGAGUGGGAUGGAAAGUGAGCUUCAGGCAAAGUUGAAAAUGGCAAGGCAAGCCCCGGCUUUGGCCUUCUGAAGGCUGACCUCGACACAAGGCAGCAUUUGGCAUGCAAUGGGGUAUUUGAAGAAUAUCCCUCAGAAAUUUAGAAUGAAUUGCUUCCAGACGUGUAAAACUAGAGUCGGGGCCAUCAUAUAAGAGCUGGGUUAGUGAUUUGGCCUGAAACAACCUCAUUACAUAAAUUAUUAACUCCUCUGGUAUGGUGUUUUUUUUUAAAAAAAAUGGCAGAAGUAUUCUUUUGGGCUGUCAGAUCAGCGAAUUCCGCUUGUGCCUUCCAGUCACCAUUGGCUUGAAAGACUUUCUGAAGGACUUUCUUUACCUGUUCUAUCUUAAGUCCAUUUAUGAGCCAGCUGCAAAGCAUCGGUCUUUCAGCAAAGAUCAUGACCUUUGUUUGCUGUUUAGUUUCAAAUGCAAAUUGUACUUUUGGGAAUUGAAACUCUUCAGCCAAAAACAAUUUAUAAAGUUCCAGUUGUAUGUGCAAGUAUCAGUCUUUGAAUCCUGGCCAGGCUGAAGGGGCGGUAGCAGGAAUGCUACAGACAGUCCCCUCCCUGACUUUCUAUUCUUCCUUUCUGCAAGAAUAUUUGGUAAAUUUCUUAGAAAAACUGUUCUUUGCUUUCCCAAAUGAAAGUCAGAGAUUGACUUCAUUCCUCAUCCCCCUUGCCCGCCCGCCCUCACCAGAUAUACUGUAUUACGUAGUCAUAGAACGAACUACAUUUUAUUUUUCUGGGGACAUGGAAAGCUUUUCGAUAAAUGCUGCUACUUUUGCUCAGACUUUAUGACUGUUGUCAAUGACGUUGUCACAGUAGGGAGGUUUGUCUCUCAUAACUGAGCAGCAUGUACCCUUAACCUCACUCCCUGGUGAUGUUUCUGCUGCACAGCCUUUAGUAAGCGUCUGACGCAUAGGUCAGUUUGCAUUACUACAGCCAUCAUAUCCCAUGGCAUCUGGCUGCUGCGUUUGGGCUGCAAGUUGCUUCAUAGAGGAAUACUUUAGUCAGGCACCAUGCAAGUCCGUCAGCUGUCUUAUUCUUGGAUCAACCUUUCCAAAUUGCUCUCGGCUAUGGAAACAUUUUUCCCCUAGUGCUGGGGAAGAAUUAAUUUACAAAAAGUCUGCUUACCUCAAUUGCCACGCUCUGGGAUUUCUGUUUAUCAACUUCUUUCUCUGUGUCACUCUUUUUACUUAUGCAAGAGUUUUCAUGGAAUAUCUUGGCUAUGUGAUUGUACAAAUGGACACAUUGUUUGUGGGUAUGUGUCACUUACUACAAGUGCACAUUUUUUAAAAAUAUUGUGUUUCUCAUGCAAGCAGUUUAGAAAUCCCACUUGCUUGGACAAAUUAAUUUGACCAGCUACUGUAGUUAUUUCAACCCACAUACUUCAACCCAGCAGUUCUUUCAUAUGGGAGGAGGCAUGCAUAUAUUGUCCCAUAUUCAGUUGGUAAGUUUCCCCAUUCACUUCAAAGACUGGGCAGCCACCAUGGGCACAGAGGGUUAAAUAUUCAGAGCUUUCCCCUGAGGAACACAGGAACCUGCCAUAUACCAAGUCAGACUAUAGGUCCAUCCUCUUCAGUAUUGUCUACACUGACGGGGCAAAGGCUCUCCAGGAUUUCAGACAGGAAAUUGCUAGCUCUACCUGGAGAUCCUCGGGGAUCUUCUGCAUGCAGAGCAUACCACUGAGGCACAGUCCUUACCCAUGCUUGUAAGAAAUUAAAGCAAGAGGAGGGAUCUGCAAGAAAAAGUUGUGGAAUGCUCUUGUCAAGCAUUCCAGCCAGCCAUGCCGUUUCCCUAGAAAAAUGAGGGCUGACUGUGUGUAGUUGCUUUUUGACUACAUGAUACUGAGGAUCGGCUGAAGAGUUUCCAUUUCCAAAGAGUCAAUUUGCAUUUUAAACUAAACAGUGACUUAUUGGUUCAUUAAUUUAAUUGGGCAGAAGGUAACUUCUUUCAGAACCUAACAUUCUAUGUUUAAAAGUUGCCAGAUGGGACAAUCUUCAUUUUGCCAUUGUUAUGUUUGCUUUGUUUUUCCUUCGCAGAGACUCUAGAUUGCUCUCCAUAGGAGCUGGUGCUGAUGAGGUCAUGCUUUCCAUUAUAUGCAAGUACAUGGACAUCUUACCAAAGAAGUAACUCCCAGGACUCCUGUUGAUCUCUGUUUACAUUUCAGGAAGCUGAAUUGGGUAGAUUCUGUGAGGAAAAAAUAUCCAAAAGAUCUGUUCUAAGAGUUACUUACCUUGAAUGUUCUUAACAUUCAUUUUGCUGGGAUUGUGCCUUAUAUGGUAAUAACAUACCUAAUCAUUGCCAGAAACACACGCAACCUUAUUUUACCUCAAAUAUUAUAUGGCAUGACCUAUACUCACUCUCUGGUUGGGCAGAGAUGGACUAUUUCUCUGGCUAUUCUUACAAAGCUAAAACAUUUUAAAUACGUCACAAAAGCCAGAGCUUUGAGCAGUAGCUUCUGGUGAAAGAUUGUUUUUUCUGGGCCUGCUUUUAAUUGCUGUAGAAGUGCAAUUGUUUCUUAUUUGCUUUUAAAUUCCAUAUAAUAGAAGAACCUCAUCAUGUGUCAAGAAAAACUUCAAAUACCAAUAGAGUUUCUUAAAUGUCUGUGUGAAUCCUCUCUGCUCCAAGGGAGGCGUCCGGCAAUUCCUCAAUUGGAAUAACAAAGUAUUGAUUGCACACCUUUGUGUGCACAGCACAUAUCUAGGCUGCUCCAGAGUAAUUGUUUAGGUUUAUUGUUAGCGUAGCUGUUUUCAGCAAGGAGACAAUUAAAAUGGGUAAUUCACAGAACAUGUUUCAAAGCAAACCCCCUAAAAUUCCAUCUGGUUGGCUAAAUUAGUGUAAUUUGUUAACACAUCUGACAAUCAAGAAGUGGUAAUUGACUUUGCAAUAAGUUGCAAACACUGGCUCGGUACUAAGCUGAAUAAAAAAUAUUUUUAAAUUUUGAAGAA